ACAGGAGUAACCCGCACACAUAUUGCACAAUGUCCUCCAAACCGGGCAAGAAAAAGGAGUCCGUGCACCGAAUGAGCUCAGCGAUGGGGCACACACCUAGAGAGUGAGUGGAGGGGUGAGGGAGGGCUGAGUGCCCACUUGGAGUGAUUGGCAUCAGGUGGUCUGAGGGCAGGAGCGGGCACUCUCUCCAAUUUACUAAUAAAUGUCAUCUAGUUUACCCAGGCAGGGUGUGUGAAGCUGGGUAGUGAGAGCAUGAUGUGCUAGCAGUAUAAAGGCUGCUUAUUGUAGUAAAAUACACAAACAGAUCAGGAUUAGUUUGGCCAUAACAUUGUUAGAGGUUAUUUUUUUUAUUUAGGACAAACAGGAAAAAAAAAAAAAAAAGUUCUGUAAUAAUAUUCUGUGUGUAUAUUGUGAUUGCCAUUUGACUAGCAAGUUAUGUUUUACAUUGUUUUUGGUGCAUUUCUGGUGACAUUAUGCCACACGUACAACAUAUAUAGUAAGCGCUCAACUCAAGUUCUGGUAACCCAGUGUUACAUGCACUAAUCCAAACAGGGUGCUAAAAAUGGGGGGGGGGCACACCCAUAGCACACCAAUUAAUGCAGCACAGCCUGGCCCCCACCCUUGAGCGACGGGUGGGGGCCCUAAAUUCCAAUAAGUGGGGGGUGGGUACCUAUUGCCGUCCUCCCUCCGGGCCUGCACCCAUAAGCGGCGGGUGGGUGUCCUAAAUGAAAAUGUUAACCCACCCCACCCAUAAAAAAAAUAAUUAAUAAACACCUACCUACACCCACCACCCUAAUACAGCGCUGCGGUAUAUACUGGGCCCAUGUUUCCCUGUCAGGGGCGGAUCCAGAACCUAAUCUUGGAAGGGGCACUGGUAGAUUAUUUAAAGAAACAAUCCAGGCACAAUAACCACUACAGCUAAGAAGAGUUUGACAAUGUACCUGGGGUUUGCCAAGAUAGGGGCAGUGGUGUGUGUGGGGCACAAUGUGUGUGUUUAUGGGGGUGCACUGUGUUUUUUGAAGGCUGUAGUGUGUGUGUGUGUGUGAGCAGGGCCGGUGCAUGGCUUUUGGGUACACAGGCGAGCAUGAUUUUGGCACGCCCUCCCCAAGCAUCUUCACCUGCCUUUUGUUUCUUAUUCCCUUUUUAAAAAUGUCUUACCCCUUUUAGUAUAUCUUUUCCACUAUUUUUCACCAUUGUGUGCCUUACACCUCCCUUGUGUAUCUCGUACAAUCCCCCUUUGUGUGUAUUACUCCCCCCAGCCCCUUCUUGUGUGUUUCCUCCCACCCCCCUCUUAGUGUUCCUCUCCCUCUUUUAGUGGUCCCCCUACCCCAAUGUUCCUUUUCCCUUCUCUCCCCGUUCCUUAGUGCCCCCUACUCCCCCCCCCAGUGUUCCUCUCCCCUCCCUCUUUUUAGUGUUCUUUUCCACGCUCCCCUAUCCCAUAGUGUUCCCCCCUCCCUGUCCCAUAGUGUUCUUCCCCCCUCCCUGUCCCAUAGUGUUCUUCCCCCCUCCCUGUCCCAUGGUGUUCUUCCCACUUCCCCCUCCUAUCCAUGAGUGUUCAAGCUUCCCCCUCACCCCAUGGUGUUCUCCCCCCCUUCACAUGAGUGUUCUUCCCCCCCCCCCCCUCCUGUCCCAUGGUGGUUUCUUUCCCCCCCUCCUUGUCCCAUGGUGUUCUUCCCCACCCUGUCCCAUAGUGCUGUCCCCCCACCCUGUCCCAUAGUGUUCUUUCCCCACCUGUCCCAUAGUGUUCUUUCCCCCACCCUGUCCCAUAGUGUUCUUUCCUCCACACCCUGUCCAUGGUGUUCUUCCCCACCCUGUCCCAUGGUGUUCUUCCCCCACCCUGUCCCAUGAGUGUUCUCCCCCACCCUGUCCCUGGUGUUCUCCCCACCCUGUCCCGCCAAUUUAUUUCCCUCCACACCCUGUCCGAGUGUUUGGCUUCCUCCCCACCCUGUCCCAUGGUGGUGGCCUCCCCACCCCCUGUCCCAUAGUGUUCUUCCUCCCCGCCCUGUCCAUAGUGUUCACCUCCCACCCUGUCCCAUAGUGUUCUUCCCUCCCCACCCUGUCAUAGUGUUCUUCACUCCCCACUGUCCCAUAGUGUCUUCCUCCACCCCUGUCCCAUGAGUGUUCUGUUUCCCUCCCCACCCUGUCCAUGAGUGUUCUUCCUCCACCUGUCCCAUAGUGUUCUUCCUCCCCCACCUGUCCAUGGUGUUCUUCCCCUCCCCACCCUGUCCCAUAGUGUUCUUCCACCCCCCACUCCUGUCCAUAGUGUUUCUUCCCCCACCUGUCCCAUGGUGUUCUUCCUCCCCCACCCCUGUCCCAUAGUGUUCUUCCUCCCCACCCUGUGCUGGUGUUCUUCCCUCCCCCACCCUGUCCCAUAGUGUUCUUCCUCCCCACCCCUGUCCCAUGAUUUCUUUCCCCAUCCUGUCCAUAGUGUUCUUUUCCCCCCUCCUGUCCCAUGAGUGUUCUUUUCCCCUCCUGUCCCAUAGUGUUCUUUUCCCCCUCCCUGUCCCAUAGUGUUCUUUUCCCCCUCCCUGUCCCAUAGUGUUCUUUUCCCCCUCCCUGUCCCAUAGUGUUCUUUUUCCCCCUCCCUGUCCCAUAGUGUUCUUUUUCCCCCACACUGUCCCAUAGUAUUCUUUCCCCCCCUACCCUGUCCCAUUUGGGAUGGCUUGUGCAUUAAAUGAGGAGGGGCAAUUACAUGCAUAACAACUCGAUUUAAUUUUGUGGUGGCUAUCUUGAAGGCCACUCAUAUGUGUUUUUAAAUUUUAAUCUAUACAUUUGCAGGUGUUUUGCCAGUUCAAUGUAUGUAAACACACACUGAUGUAAUCACUUAGUUUACAAAUAAUAAAUAUAUAUAUAUAUAUAUAUAUAUAUAUAUAUAUAAUAUACACAAACACAUGAUGUGGUUAAUUCAAAUUAUGUAGCACCAAUGCUGUAAAUAUGCAGCCAAACAAUAAACUGUACAUAAACAAACACAUUCUCAUGCAGUGGAAAUAUACAUGCAGUGUAAAAACGUGUAAAAAAAAAAAAAAAAACAGAACACACUACAGUAUCUCUAUGGUGUGCACCCUUAAUAAGUGCUAUUAAUCAUACUUUGAUAUAGAAGGGUGGCCAUACAUACAACAAUAUAAGCCAAUGAUAGAAGGAAAGCCAUGACAGGCCUUGCACCAUAACCCAGUGGUGUAUUUUGGUUUGGUGCCUCCCUAAGCAUGACUAAACCUGGGCAACCCCCCUAAUCUAAUUUUGCCCCACUCCUACAGGUCAAGGCCACAUCUCUUCCUGAUUAAGAAUCCAUCCCUUCCUCUUUAGACUCUACUAUGUCCUACUCCUUUUAAAGGGAUACUAUAGUGCCAGUAAAGAUUUCCUGGCACUAUAGUUCCCUCUAAUGUCACCCUCCCUCUUGCCCUCACCCCUUACUCAGCACUGAAGGUUAAAACUCCUUCAGUCACUUAGCUGAAUCCAGCGUCGAUGUCCCUCAGCGCUGGGUCGGGCUCCUCCACCGCGCUUGCAUUAGGCUUCCCCAUAGGAAAGCAUUGUAUCAGUUCUUUCCUAUGGGGAUUUAUCAGAUGCUGGAUUUCCGAAAACACAGAGUGAAGAAGUCCAGCAUCAAUUAAGCGACUUUUGGUCGCCUAACCAUCCGGAAGGAGUUAACCCCUCAAGGUAAUUAUUGCAGUUUCUGAGAUCACAGCUCCCUCGCCGCCUGUGAUUCUCACACAGCCGUAGGCCUGGGGGGGGGGAGGGUACAUUAAGGUGCCCAGCAGGCCUGCCCUUGGCCCUUCACAUAAUUUACUUAAACAAAACUAAAAUAAACAAAAUAUGUGUUUCAAAAGGAAAGAAUGUUAAACCUAGCUGCAAACUAUUACCUCAACCUUUGUUAAAAUACUUCACAAAAUAGCAUCUAGUAUAGUCAAAAUAUUAGAAUAACCAUUUCAUUUAACUGUGGUUGAAGUGUUCCUUCACCCCUGUAAAUACUUUUCUAGCAUUUACUGGAUUGAACUAAGCAGUGAGGGUAAUUUAUCUACACUGCACUUUUCUGGUUUCCUCUUUCCUCUACCAGUUUAAAUAUUUGCAUUCUUUGCCUUGUGUAGAAAAUGUACUAAUUAAAAAAACGGAAGAAUUUUUUUUUUAAAAAUAGCAUAAUUUAUAGAAAAUGUUUUGUUAACCCUUAGCUGUUAGAAUAUAUUAAAAUCAAGGAAGUGGUCCUCUUUAAAAUGGGCCAUCCACUUAGAAAAAACUCAAUAGAGCGUAGAACCAACAUUUAUUUAAACAGUUACAGAGUUUUAAUUUUAAACUCAUUCUGCGAAUAUGUAAAAAGUUUGGGAAUCCAGCUGUCUAUGUUUUAAGGUGAACAAUUAUAAAACAUUCACAGAUAUCCCAAUUUUCCAAACUAACUGAGAAUCGUCUAGAAAUGUAAAGAUCUUUCAUCUGUGUGUUACUUUAAAACACAAACAUGGUUUAACUAGUUAAUGUCCUGAAGCUAGCAACAGAACUGCUGUCAUUUCCAUGUGAACCUCAGUGUUACUGUUGAAUUCUUCAGCAAAGUCAUAGGUUUAUCAGAAAAGUACUCAUCAGUUAGAGGAAAAAAAACUAGCCUUGCCUGUUUCAUUUUCUUAACGGGUCUCUAUUGCUUUGAAUGCCACCACGAUUCUUGUCCUAGUUUAUUUGCUUAUCAAAUUUCGUCUCCUGCUUGAGUUUCAGUAUUCAAUAAGAUCUUUUUCGGACUAGCCAAAAUUUAGGCCAGAUUCUUCCACUUAGCAUAAGAAUAAAUUUAGUUGAUAAAUAUGAAAAUAAAAUACAUUUCUAAUCUCUUUCCUAUAAUAAUAUUUCGAUUUUAUUCAUUAGUUUAUUAUUUUUUUCUUCUCUGGUAUGUUUUUAAAUCAUAUUUAAAAAUGACAUUCCACAGACUGAUAGUUUGUUGUUUUUGGAGAAUGUUAUGAAUGGGAAGCCAUUGAUCCCACUGGCACAUACAACAAUCGCAUAUAGUGGACAAUCGCAUGUAACUGACCUAAAAAUAUAUAUUUGUAGUUUUGUUUGUUCUUAGUUUAACUUGGUUAGAUAUUCAACUAUAGUGAAUGAGUUUGCCAAAAUAAAAUGAAUGUUCGGAAAAAAAUCAAUAUCAAGUAGCAUGUUUGGGUAAACGGUGUGUCCUAUGCUGUCAUAAUUUAACAGGAAAUGUAACUCUUACAGCUUGUAAAAUUGUAUAAAAAGUAUUGUCAUACAACAAUUAUAGAAUAGCAGUUGACGGUGAGUUUUUUUCCCGAUUCAUGCUUCAAAACCAUUUAGUAAAUGCCAGUCGAAACAAUAUUUAUUAAUUUGGAUCUGACAGCCCUUAAGACAAGAAGAAUGUGUGAAAUGAUUUGGAAUAUAGUAAAAGACCCAAAGGGGAUGUUUAGGUUAUAGUUCUAAAAGAGGAAAAAUCAUUAGGAAUAUUACACUGGUUUCCAUGGUUAUUGUUCCACUUUUAUAACUUUGCACCAGAAUUUUUUUUUUUUUAUGUAGAACUGCCAAUCAAUAUCCCGUCUCACCCAUGAAAAAUAUCCAUGGUGAUAGAAAUAGAACGUUAAGGAUAAAGAAGGCCUUUAGGAGACUUAAAGCAUCACUGUCACUUUACCCCACAAUCAUUUAGUCAAAUUAAUCCCACAGAAAGGCAAACUGCAGACUCCAUGGAUAGAAGAGACAACAAUGGAAUCAUCAUAUGCAAGGUAGAAAAGAUAAUAAAUAUAAAUAAGGUAAAUAGCAAGGAGGCAGUACAAGGGGCAUAAGGAAGGAAAAACCUAAAAGAAAAGAAAAAUGCAAUUAAUGCUUUAAGUACUUAUAAAAUGUAUAGAGACUUUGGGAUAGAUGGUUAACAUAACACAUGGAGAACACAAAUACCCUCAUAUAAUGCUUAAAGGGUUACUCUACGAACCUUGGCCACUUCAGUGAUUUGAUUAGGCUGGGAGAGAAUUGGGUCUUGGCGCUGGAACAGAGGUGUGUUUUUAGCUAUUUCCUUUUUUUUUUUUUUUUUUUUAAACAAAUUUUUUUUGAUUGGAUGAUUUAUUUCUCACUUGGCACAAACACUGCCACAGACAGCCAUACAUAAGACCAUCUAUAUAGUUCUGCAAGAUCUGCUUUUGUAACUACCUUCCCCUCACCCAGUGGUGUAUCCUGGUUUUGUGCUGCCCUAGGCAGGAUUUCUGGAUUUCUCUGCAUACCAGUAAAGACUAAGAAUAUAAAAGAAUAUAUAGUUAAAUAACUUCUCAUCUACACAUUUCCUAGUCGUUAGCAUAUGCACCAUGUAUAGAUUACAUUUUAUUUUCUAAGUCAUGUUUGACAUCACAAGUACAUUAUAACAUACACUGGCAAUUAUAACAUACACUGGCAAUGAAAACAACGUAAACAGUACCACUGUAAAGAGAUAUAUGCUAUCAGCAUAGAUGCAAAGUCUACAAAUAUAUCCUUCACCAGCCUCCUCACUCUCAGAUUAUAUGAUGACUUCUCACAUUCUCCAGCAUUGCUAAAAUUCAAAGUUCAUUUCAAAAUUUAAUCUAAAAUAGCAAAAUUCAGUUCUGUUUCCAGUUCAGGCUACUUUGGCCUUAAAGAAACACUAUAGGGUCAGGAAUACAAAUGUAUUCCUGACCCUAUAGUGUUAAAACCACCAUUUAGGUGGCUUGUCCCCCCUUAGCCACCUUAAAAGGUAAUGCAACUUACCUUUGUUUCCAGCGCCCCGAUCCGCCUCCUUGCUGACAUCAUCAGAAUUUAUGAUUUAAGCCAAUCCAAUGAUAGGGAAAGCAUUUAAUAGGCUGAAAUCGGAAAGGAGAAGGGGUGGGGGCAGUGCCAAACACCAGUGUGGCCAGUCAGCACCUCCUCAUUGAACCAAUGCAUAUCUCUGAGGAAAAGUUCUGUGUCUCCAUGGGGGCAAAGUAAACACUGCAUUUUCUCUGAAAAAGGUAGUAUUUACUUGAAAAUGCAUCCAGGGACUGUUUAUACUCACCAGAAAAACUACAUUAAGCUGUAGUUGGUCUGGUGACUACAGUGUCCCUUUUAACUUGAAAAUCACUUUGAAUGCACAACAGAUCUCACUUUAACCCCUUAAGACCGGAGGGCGUACUAUUACGCCCUAUUCUAAGCGGCUCUAAACGCCGCCGGGUGUAAUAGUACGCCCUCCGGUCUUUUCCUACUAACCCGGUCGCCGGCGAUCCCACGCCGGUGAUCGCGGUUCGGGGGACUCCCAGGGAUCCCCCUGCGGCACGUCCAACGUCCUGGAAGCCCCCCGGCCAUGUGAGAGUGGGGUCCUUGCGAGGACCCCACAAUCACAUGGCCAGGGGUAGCUGGCUGCAGCAUUGCCAGCAGGGGGACUGCCUGUAAUGACAGGUGGUCCCCCUACUGGCUGAAAAUAAAAUUAAAUAAAAUUAAUAGUGUAAAAAAUAAUAAUAUAUACUUCGAUUAUUUAUAUUUAUAUAUAUACACACACACACACACACGUACACUGUCUAGGUGUAUUUUACUUUUAAUAUAUAUAUCUCAAAUUACAUGUAGACUGAUACUGAUUUAAAUAUAUAUAAUUAUUGUUAUAUAUAUAUAUAUAUAUAUAUAUAUAUAUUUAUAUAUAAUAUAAAAAAAUAAAAAUGUAAAUACGUUAAAAAAUAAAAUUAAAAAAUAAUUAAAAAUAAAUAAAAAAUAUAUAGAUGUGUUAUUUCGUUCUAACUGUAUUGUGAAAUUUAUAAAAAAAAAAAUAUAUAUAUAUAUAUAUCUCAAAAUACACGUAGAACGAAAUAAUAUAUAUAUCUAUAUACAUAAAUAUAUACGUAAAUAUCACUAUAUAUAUAUAUAUAUAUAUAUAUACCUAUAUAUAUAAAUAAAAAUAUUUAAAAAAAAUUAUAUAGAUAUAUACAUAUAUUAAUUCUACAUAUAUAUUUAUGUAAUAUUUUUACAUAAUUAGGUAUCUUAAUUAAUUACAAUUAGCGGGACUUGCCUGACAACCCAUGCCGAAAGUAAAGGGAAUUUAAUUGGCUAGCACUAUAUUUAAGCCUAUAACUUUCCAAGACACCAUAAAACCUGUACAUGGGGGGUACUGUUCUACUCGGGAGACUUUGCUGAACACAAAUAUUAGUGUUUCAAAACAGUAAAAUGUAUUACAACGAUGAUAUCGCCAGUAAAAGUGACUUUUUUUGCAUUUUUCACGCACAAACAGCACUUACACGGACGAUAUUAUUGCUGCGAUACUUUUUACUGUUUUGAAACACAAAUAUUUGUGUUCAGCUAAGUCUCCUGAGUACAACAGUACCCCUCAUGUACAGGUUUUAUGGUGUUUUCAAAAGCUACAGCGUCAAAUAUAAGGCUUGUGUUUCAUUUUUUUCACAUUAAAAUUCGCCAGAUAGGUUACGUUGCCUUUGAGACCCUAUGGUAGCCUAAGAAUGAAAAUUACCCCUAUGAUGGCAUACCAUUUGCAAUAGUAGACAACCCAAGGUAUUGCAAAUGGGGUAUGUCCAGUCUUUUUAGUAGCCACUUAGUCACAAACACUGGCCAAAAUUGGCGUUUUUUGCAUUUUUCACACACAAACAAAUACUAACGCUAACUUUGGCCAGUAUUUGUGACCAAAUGGCUACUAAAAAAGACUGGACAUACCCCAUUUGCAAUACCAUGGGUUGUCUACUAUUGCAAAUGGUAUGCCAUUAUGGGUGUAAAUUUCAUUCCCGGGCUACUAUACAGUCUCAAAGGCAACGUAACCAAUCUGGCGAAUUUCAAUUUCAAAUGUAACGUGCUAUAUUUGACCCUGUAACUUCCCAAAACGCCAUAAAACCUGUACAUAGGGGAUACUGUCUUACACGUGAAACUUUACUGAAUACAAAUAUGUGUAUUUUAUUGCAGUAAAAGCAAACGGUAUUAUGACACUGACAGUUAAAAUGUAAUGUAGAACUAAAAAAAUAAAAAAAAUCGUAUUUUCUCCCAUUUUUUCAUAUUAAAUUAUGUUUCAUAGCUAAAUAUUUGAUAUUAAAUGAAAGCCCUGUUUCCCCUGAAUAAAAUGAUAUAUAAUAAGGGUGGGUGCAUUUACUAUGAAAGAGGUGAAUUACGGUUGGACAGACAUGUAGCGCAAAUACCAGGUUUUGUUUACAUUUUGUUUUGUUCACAACGUGUACAUUUGGCUACGUCCUUAAGGGGUUAAUGAAUAACCCUGUGAGUACUUUGGGAUCCGGCAUCUUUAUGGGGCAAGGGCUAUCUAUCUGUUUAUCCACUCCUUCAACCUAUGAUGUGAUUUUUACCAGCACAAUGUAUAGAUUAGAUAGAUACCUGCCUGAAGGUGACAUUGUCAUCUCCAUGUUAUCAGAGUCACAGGUCCGCUUGAGCAUGUUAAUAUAUAAAGUACAGCAUCCUUUUUAUUUGAGCCUGCACCAUACAGCAUUAGUCAUAUGCGUGCAGAUUUCUACUUACAUCAAAACAGCAAAGCUCAGACAGCAGUAAGAUUCUAAGUCAACGACGACCUUGUGUAUAAUUGAUGUAAGAUAAUUGCUCAUACAGCACUUCAAGUCUUGGUAAUAUUUAACCUUGGCCACGCUUUGCAAAGCUCAUAUGCUAUAGUUUUAAACAUCAUUACACAUUCCCUUACACUUCCAUCUGCCCUUCAAGGCUGUCUGAAGUUCUUGCCAGUUUAAUAUUUAUCUCAACAGGGAUGCCACCUUAAGAAAGGAGAUUGAUACGUAAGUCUGAGAUGAUGCCAAAUUAACAGACUGCAAUGCAGUUGGUUGUCUUCAAAUUCCUCUGCAACAGAUGGGAGGACAAAGUAUUCAAAUCCACCCAAAUGUAAUAAAGGAAUUAAUCAAAGUCUUCACGAUGAUUCCAGAAAUGUUGUUUUGUACGAGGGUGAAAUACCUAUGCAUAGCUCCUGUCACCCUGAACAAACAAAGUAUUUCAGUGUUUUAUUUAAUCAGAAAGUGUUUUUACCAGGGGGGAAUUGACAUUCUUCUAGUUUUCAAGUAUUUUUGGAGAAUACUAACAAGUCUAUUUAGUCUCAGUGUUACAUUUCAAAAUUAAAACCAGAAUUAAUAAUCAUUUUCAGUGGAUAUACAUUUGGUUUGGCAGAUAUUUUAAGCGGUUUCAAACUUGUGGAGCAUUUGAUUUUUUUUUUUGGAAGGUUAUUGCACAGUUGUUAAACUCUCUUUGAGGAAACAAUUUUACAUCUGUUUUACAAAUGUGAGUACAUUUAAAGCACUGUGCUCAUGUUCCUCUUUACAGCUGUUUCCUUGCUGUAAAGAGGAAUAUGAGUACAGUGCUUUAAAUGUACUCCCCAGGGAGAAGAUAGCUCCCAUUUGUAAUGUAUUUUAUAGAUAAUGCGUUAACAGAUAUGCAGUAAACUUUAUACAUAAAUAAAAUAUGUUUGAAAUUCCCAAGUAAUUACAGCUUCCUGCAGUGAACUCUACCUAGAGUAGAAAGAAGGUGAUAUCUUUUAGCCAAUUCUAGACAUCUGUUUAUGUUCAAAGGAUUGCUAGGCAAAACUUCUGUACAUGGAUUCUCCAGUGCCAGGAUAACAUAUUAGUUUUCCUGGCACUGCAGGACCCUGUAGUGCCCCUCUCCCUCCAACCCCCCAUCCCAAGUUGCUGAAGGGGUUAUAACCCCUUCAGUCACUUACUGGAGACCAGCGCCGAUGUCCUUCUUUCCUAUGGGGAUUUCGGCGACGCUGGAGGUCCCCACAUAGCGUGAGGACGUCCAGCGUCGUUUUACUAGAGGAGGACUCAAUCCUGCAUAAAUAUUGCAGUUUAUGAAAACUGCAAUAAUUUCACUUGCAGGGUUAAGGGUAGUGGGAGUUGGCACCCAGACCAGUACAAUGGGCAGAAGUAGUCUGGGUGCCUGGAGUGUCCCUUUAAUGAAACUGAUGUGCUGCUCUCAAAACAGUUUGGUUUUGCUAACGGCUCCCAAACAAAGGCUUCUCAGUGAGCGGCUUUUUAAUGGAGUAUUUCACAACAAAAACUGAAAGUAUGUGCCAGGGGAAAAGGGGAGGGCUUGCAAAGGCUGCAGACAGGAGGUCUGCAACUUUUACUAGCUGUUUUUUUUUUUUUUCAUGUAACCCUAAAGAAAACAUGCAGGAAAAAAAAAUAUAAGCAUGUUAUGUUUGUGGCAGGGCUGGACUGAGAAAAAAAAAUCGGCCCCAGGCAUUUUUUAUCACAGCGGCCCACCAAGAAGGGGGUGGCAGAGAGGGUGAACUCUACCUCAUCACUAAUGACAAACACGCCCCCUCUCAAAGUGAGCUUGUUGGUUCAUGGCAGAGCUCUGCCGAAGAGCUCUAGCAUGAGAAAAAAGCCCUGUAUUUGUUCUGCACAACACAAGCAGAUUUAAUAACAUGCUUGCACCUUGUUUCCUUGAUAGAUACCAGGAGACAAAAAUGCCAGGAAAGAGUAUUGUAUAUGUGUUUUGGAGUCUGCUUGUGGUAUUGCGUGUGUGUAGAGUGAGCUGAUUGUGGUGUGGUUUUGUGUAAUAAGGUCGGUUUUAGUUGUGUUGUGUUUGUGGUGUAAUGUAAUGCAUAUGUGGCUAGGGGCUGUAGAGAAUGUGUGUAUAGGGGAUGUAGCAAGUGUGUGCAUACAGGCUGUGUGUGUGUAUAGGCGAUGUGUUUGUAGAGAAUGUGUGUUUAGGGGUGCAGUAUGUGUUUGCUUACAAGGAAUCUAGUGUGUGAAUAGGGGAUCCAGAGUGUGUAUGUUAAGAGUGUAGUGUGUGUGUAUAAAUAUGUUUGGAAGUAUUGUGUAUGUGUGUGGUGCAGUGUGUCGGAGGGUUCUGUGUGUAUGUGAGGGGUGCAGUAUGUGUGUGUGAUGGGUGUGGUGUGUGUGUGAGGGUGGUGUGUGUGUGUGUGUGACAGUGCUGUGGUGCUGUGUCGGAGGGUGCUCUCCCCACCGGCCCGUCAUUGAAAACAGCGGGGCCGGCGCUCGGAUAGUGCCGGCCCUGCAUAGAGCGGCAGGGGAGAUCCUGUGAUCUCCCCUGCCGGCCUUGGCCCAUGGCCACCGCGGCCCACCGGGCAUUUGCCCGAUGGCCAGUCCGGGCCUGGUUUGUGGGUAUAUCUACUAACUUGUUUAAAAAAAUAUAUAUAUAUAUAAAAAUGUUAUAGUGGAGUUUCUUUAGAUACACAUGCUUGCAGUGGUGUUUCUAGGUGGAAUAAAACAAUGGUGUAAGCCCAACGGCAAAUUUCAUAGUGCUUCCCAUGUGUAAUAACACUGACACCAAAUCUUUGAAUGAACUAUCAGUUUUAUAUACCUUACUUUCUUUAUAUAUACACCUGCUGUUCAAACCCCAAGCUACAAUGUGUUGUCUAAUCCAGUUUCAUUAUACCUGUCACUCGCAGCACCAGGCACAGAAAUGAUGUCUCUUCUGUGCUCUGCUGCACACACACACAUCUCUAGCUUCCUGGAGCCUCAUUUUGACAUCAUAUAUGACAUGGAACCCUUCCAUUGGUCUUCCUUUGUUAUGUCAGUAUAUGUGGCGAUUUUUAUCACGUAUACAUACUUGUGAUAUCAUUACAUAGUUACAUAGUUACAUAGCUGAAAAGAGACUUGCGUCCAUCAAGUUCAGCCUUCCUCACAUUUUGUUUUUUGCUGUUGAUCCAAAAGAAGGCAAAAAAAACAGUUUGAAGCACAAUUUUGCAACAAGCUAGGAAAAAAAAUUCAUUCUUGACCCCAGAAUGGCAGUCAGAUUUAUCCUUGGAUCAAGCAGUUAUUACCCUACAUUGAAAGAUUAUAUUCUUGAAUAUUCUGUUUUUGUAAGUAUGCAUCUAGUAACUGUUUGAACAUCUGUAUGGACUCUGAUAAAACCACUUCUUCAGGCAGAGAGUUCCACAUCCUUAUUGUUCUUACAGUAAAAAAAACCUUUCCUUUGCCUUAGACGAAAUCUUCUUUCUUCUAGUCUAAACGCAUGACCUCAUGUCCUAUGUAAAGUCCGGUUUGUGAAUAGAUUUCCACACAAUGGUUUUCUGUAACCAAUCACAACCCAGUAUAAGGUAUAUAUACUUCCUGCUUGUCCUUGUUUCCUUGCCCUGUGGUGGCUCAGGUGGCAGCCCUGUCCUGUUUCCUCUUCUGCUUUUGCUAUUCACCUCACUUCUCCUCUGUGUUACAGUGGGGAUCCAGCUCUGUGCAGAGGGUUCAUUAAUCAAGACACUUCCACAGACCUUUCCUUCUGACAGAGCCAAGAUUGACUUUAUCAUGAAUUUACUGGAAUGGAAGGCUCUGGCAUGGAUCAAUCCUUUAUGGGAAUGGGAUGAUCCACUUACUUUUAAUUUUUCCAGUUUCAUGGCGACAUUUAAGCAUAUAUUUAGUCCUCCCGGCAGAGCCAGGAAUUCUGGUAGGAAACCUAUGAGAGCUAAACAAGGCUUUAGGUCAAUAGCAGAGUAUGCUAUAGAAUUCUGUACUCUGGCUUCUCAGAGCAAUUGGACCAACAGUGUGUUGGUCUGUACAUUUGAGGUCACUGCAAGGUACUUUCCAUAGGGCUUAGAAGAUCUCUAUCACGUUCAUGUCUGACAUAGAUAAUAGAUUACGUGAGAGAAAUGCCACUAAAGAAAAUGUACACAUGCCGAUGCUUAAAUUGGACUCUAAAAUAGUAUAUGCCAACCUCCUACCUCGCUGGCUGGGUACCAGGAGCGAGUCACCUAUACCUCAUCCCUUUGCUGUAUGAGAACCACAUCGACGUAAAACAUAUGACAAACUAUAGUAUCUUAUGGUAGCAACCCCUUAUAAUAUUCUGCCUAUACAAAAAGUGUUAUGCCGCUCAAUUGUAUCUGCUUGUACUCAAUUGUAUCUAACUGUAUCCAAACGUAUUCACAACACAUUGUACCAUCAACGACCCCCUCCAUUCCCCCCCUUUUCUGUUUCUGUACCCUAAACCCUACCUUUAUAUGAAGAAGAAAUAAAGCAUUUCAAAUGAGAAAAAUAAAAUUACUUCUGUUUUCUUUUCCAGAACCUUCUACUGAAUAACUUUCUGAACUCAUGUAAUUAGGCCUCACUAAGCUCACAGACGCUUAGAAACCUUUUAGAUGUGAUCUCUGUAUUUCUAAUGUGUUUCAUACAACCCUUUUGAAACCAUUGCUGUGCAACCGGUUUACUUCAAUGACUUCUGCUCCUGUUCUGAUUGGUGGAGAGGAAGAACACGAGAUCCAGAAACUUCCCAGUUUUCUAGGGGUUCCGUCCAGUACUUACUACAGUGGAUGGGUUACGGCUCGGAAGAACAUUCUUAGGUUCUGGCAUCUGAUAUCCAUGCUCCGAUCCUUCUUCGUAAAUUCCAUGCAAGGUUUCUUUCACAUCCUUGUCUUAGAGGGAGGUGAUCCUGGAGGGGGGGGGGGAUAAUGUCACAAUACCUAUCCCUCGCUGCGCCGUGCAAUCACACAAAUGAUGUCUCUUCUGUGCUUUGAUGCACACUCAUACUUGGCAUCCAGGUGCCUCAUUGUGACAUCAUAUAUGACAUGGAACCCUUCCGUUGGUCUCCUUUUAUAAUGUCAGUCUAUGUGGCACUUGAUGAUGUAAACACACUUAUGACAUCAUAGUACUCUGUAACCAAUCACAACCCAGUAUAAGGUAUAUAUACUUCCUGCUUGUCCUUGUUUCCUUAUCCUGUCGUGGCUCUUGUUGCCUGAGAGUGGGGAUGAAAAGAGUCCAUCAAGUUCAGUCUUUCUCACAUCAGUUUUUGCUGUUAAUCCAAAAGAAGGCGAAAUUCCAGUUUGAAGCACUUUCCAAUUUUGCAACAAACUAGGAAAAAAUCCCAGAAUUGCAGUCAGAUCUCUCCUUUGAACAAUAAGCUGUUAUUUCACAUAUUAAAAAUUAUAUCGGUGAAUAUUAAGUGCUUACAAGUUAUCAUUAAUUUGCUGUUUAAACAUCUGUACAAACACUGAUAAAACCACCUCUUCAGGCAGAGAAUUCCACAUACUUGUUGUUACUGUAAAAAAACAACAACUUUAUUUUACCUACGACUAAAUCUCCUUUCUUCCAGCCUAAAUGGGUGACCUUGUGUCCUAUGUAUAAUUCUGUUUAUGAAUAGCUUUCCAGUGAAUGGUUUAUUGGAAUAUAUUUGGAAUGCUGUUUUUCUAAACUAAAUACACAUUUCAAUUUGUUAAUCUUUCUGUUGUUUCUCCUUGUUUCUCUACUUACAUAUAGUUGUCGUCUUCUCUCACUAUUUCAGACUAACUCUCUGAGUGUUCCCUGCCUGUUUGUAUACCACUGACAAAUUUGUGUUCAAGCUUUUCGCAAAACAUCCAAAUUCUAGGUCACAAAAAGUCCUACUCACUCCUACCUCCAAUCCACAAGGUUCUGACCUUGAAGACAAUUUAUUUUUAUCCACCCCCAUUCUUAUCCAGUUAUGUUGCAAGCCUCCCCCACAAGAGAAGCUACAGAGUUUGUGCCUCCCUAAGUAGCAAAGGCAUUCAUUUUAUUCUUGCCUACCCAGCCACUCUCCACUUUCGAAUAGCAUGAAGAUCCUUUGCUUCAACCCCAUCCUUCCUGAUUAGAAUAAUGUUGCUGAAGCAUCUCCAUCACCUAGGGUUCCAACCAAAAAUGUGUGACUUUAUUUUGUCACUUCAUUCUUGGUGUUUGCCAGUUUUGUAUAUAGUUGGGACUUUGCAGUCAUAGUUUUUAUUAUGCCACAAAGUCAGUCCUUCUGUUUGCUACCAGAGUACUUUUCCAUCUUGAAAUGGGACGGGUCGAGGGCCUAUGCAACUAUUUCAUACCAUCACUUACUCUGUCUGAAACAAUGAGCUGGAUAAUAGUUCUUCACUAACCGUGCCCUUAACUUUUACAUUGGAGCCCCUAACUGGAAUGGAGCCAAUGCUCCAAUCAAGAGGACAACAAUCCUUGCCUAUCUACAGACCUGACAAACUCAUAUUACUUUAAGAAGCACAUUGGUUGAAAAACUCUACUUCAACCUUUUUAAAGGCUUUGGUCUUCAAGCUUGCAUCAGUGCAAAUUACAAUUACAUGUCAAAUUGGUGGACAGUAUAUAUCCUUUUAAAAAUAGUUAUGCAAGAUCUCAAUGUCCGUAAACACAUAAAAAUGUACUUAUAUCGCCACUGGCAUUUUAGUGUCACUGUUCUGGAAAUGUGAUGGUCUCUAUAGAUAAAGUGCUUGACAAAGACAUCUAACAUUGUCAGGUCCUCUUGAUGGUGGAAUAAAGAAUGUCUUUUUGAAAGAAUAACUCUUAGUUUUGGAAUUACUGUUGAUGUUGUGACUCAAUUUAUUUGCGUGCUGUGUUUUGGGUCUAUGUACAAAGAGAAUCGUAUCGGACACAUUCUUGCUAGUCUUCUUAUUAUUACUUCUCGCUCUGUAUAGUAGUAAAAUAUUCUUCUUAUUUUUUUAGUGUGGCUUCAAUGGUUGCGAGCGUGCUGUCUGUGGAAAUAAAGAAAGGAAAGCUCCCACUUUGGCCUGAAUGGAAUGAGGCAGAUAUAAAUUCUGAGAAGUGGGAAAUGGGAAAAGCUGGAAAAGAGAAAGAUAAACCUGGAAAAAGCCCAGCACUAGUAAGUUGGAUUGAGAAAAGCUCCCACGUGCUCAUAGCAAUAUAUUUACAGUGAAAUAAAUAAAAUUGUCUGAUAGUAAUAUCUGUGUAUUGGGUAAUGGUAACAAUAUACAAUUUAUCUGCAUACACAGCAAAUUGUAGCUAGCAAUUGUUAUUUUUGAUUUACUUAUUGUUGCAUGAAAAAUGGAAGUGAUAGCUUAAAUAGACAGAAUGAAUAAUAGAAUAUCAGGCUUGUUGAGUAAGACAAAUUAUCACUUUGCCAAUAGAUUUACAAAAAAGAUAGGUGCAAAUUAAAUAAGCUUUGAAGCAGACGCCUUCACAUGCAAAUUAUUAAAAACGAUUUUUUUUUAAAGGUUCAUACAAUGUAAUAUUUAAUAUUAGAUCAACAACUAGAUUGUCACAACAACAAUCAUUACACAGGCAUAUAGACAAAGUUAUAUUAAAGGUAUACGCACAAAAGUUAUACGUAUUCAUCAAGCCGCAUAGAAUUAUAACAGCAAUCCUGGAAUCAUGGAAAUCGUAUACUUCAUUAAGUGAGGUAUCUUAUUGAAGAUGAACUUAAAGGGAUACUAUAAGUGUCAGAAAUAAAAAGCUGUAUUUCUGGCACUAGCAUAUAAAUUAACUGUACAUAUAUGACCCAUAUAAAGUAACAAUAAGGCAUUAAUCCUUAACCGCCACGAGUCUUAGAGAUUGGGCAUCUCUGAGCCUUUUCAGUAACUUUUCACUCCUUGGUCAUUUUCCUAUACCUUUUCUUCCCCUUUAUCUCCAUCUCUCUAUAUAGCUUUAUUAUUCUUUGUUAUGAUUAGCCUUAUUUGAAUAUUUUAUUUUAAUGCCAAUUUUACAUUGUGAACUUAGAUAUGAUUGAUAUUGCUAAGAAAACAAACAAAAUAUUUUAAUAAAUGAUUGGUGAUGUAUUGUUUAGCAAAGUAUCACUUUUUAACAAAAUAUUCCCUAUCAAUAAUACUGUAUCAACCCUACAGCAUUUUUUUGAGGAUCCUGAAGGAAAGAUUGAACUACCAUCCCAAUUAAAGAUUCAUUCAUGGAAGAGGCCAUAUGAAGUCUUUACAAACACAGUAAGAUAUGCUUCUUCUUCCUUAUUCUGUUUUCAUCAACAAGAGCGCCAGUAGCCGAAAUGAUUAUAGGGAGGACAAAGGUAAAAUACAAGGCAUAUACCUUAUGGUCAAUUAUAUCCCUGGAGAUAGUUGGAACAAAAUCUGUCAGAGAACACUAACUGGCCUAAGCAAGCUCUCUUUUUAUUGCACAUUUAUAUAAAAGCAAUAAAGGUGCUCUGAUAAUUGCAGGUUAAAGGACGUUCUUACCAUAACCUGUGUACUUCUAAACUGUGGAUUUCUGUCUUUGUGAAUGCAGUGCUUCUUGCAUCUACUCAUGAGUUAAAUAACAGGUACAGUAACAGACAGCUUUAUUUUAAUUUCAAAGUGGGAAUUCUAGCUAAAGAGAAACAUUUGCAAGAUAUUUACCAGCAAUGGCUAAUUUUGGCACUGUAGUAAUUUUUUUUUUUUUAUGCUUAACACAGCUUCUGACAUAACGACUCAUGUGAUUUCUUAAUUCAGCUUUGUGAUGGGCACAUUUGUUUUUUUUUAUUGUCCUACCCCCUGACUCUUUUUCUCAUCCUAGCCCCCAAUGUUUUUUUAUUAAUCUAUGCGCCCCACUUUUUACCUUGUAAAUAUGCUUAGUUUAUGCAAUUCCGAUCUCAUGCAUGCCAUAAGCAGUGAAACACAGAUGCGUCUCAUAAGAAUGGAGCAUAGAUAAUUAUUCUGUGAAGAUUUUACUAGACAAAAGAAGUGGAGGUUGAUUAAGCUCCACCCUUUGUCAUAUUUUGUCAAGCAGAGUAAAAAUACAUCAGGCAACAUAGUCUCUACUAUGUCUUAUGUAUUUUAAGAAAAAUAGAAGCGAAAGGAAGAAUGAACUGGAAGACAGGAAGAAAGGGAAUAAUCUAUUGAAGAGCCUAUUUAAGAAAAGUACACUGCUUUAAUCAAGCUUUCUACUUUAACAUGAUUCAAAAUAAUAUAUAAUAAACAGUCUACCAGCUGGCAGAGUAAAAUAGGAAAUACACUUUAAUAAACAUCGGCAUUGCUCAGUGAAUGAACAUGUUUGAAAUAUAGCCUAUGGAGUAAACAAAAUGGAGUUGUAACAAGACUUGUAUAUUUGGUUUCAACGAAUUGUGAUUCUUCUGAAUUUUCUGUGAUCAGUGGAUCAUCUAAUAUUUCAAAAUGAGGGGGACCUACACGAUCAGUGUCUGGAAUAUAUAUAUUUAUACUAUGAAUAAAGAUUUUCUUGUUCUCCCUCUUUUUUCCGCUAUUGGAUAUUUUUUCUCACUUGAUCUGUGAACCAAAUGGUGCAAAAAAUGCUACAUACAGGGUUACUUACUAGUAAGAAUUCCAAGGGAAAUUCAAAUUUUAGGUGAAAAUAUUUGAAUUGGACAGUACAGCAUCAACUGAUCAAUCUCAGCUAUGCUUCCAGUUCAUCUACUGUGGCCUGAAAUUUGAAAUUCUCUUUUGAAUUCACUUGGAAUUCUCAAUUUAGUGAAUAACCUUGUUAAUAUUUAUAUUUUGCAGUACACUGAUUGUCCAAUUUUUUUUUUGCAUCUUUUUGGUUUGUCUGAAUUCUUUUUCCUGAAGCGAUCAUAUAGAGGAAAUUCAUCUGCAUCGAAAUUCCAUAUGAAUGAAUCCCGAAUCACCUCAAACCAGUGGCGUAUAUACCGGGAUCGCAGGGGCCGCAGCUGCGACCGGGCCCAGCCCACCAGGGGGCCCAGCCGCCCUGCGACCCUGUAUAUACCCACUGUGGCCAGCCUCUUCUUCUGGGGGGCCCAGGAGUUGACCACCUCAGGGCCCCCUGAGGCUGGCCCUGGUAUCACCAGGCGGGUAGGCUGGCGGGCACGCGAGGGAGCACUGUACCCUGUGUGCUCCCUCUUCAGCUCCCUCGCGCACCGCACUGAUACCGGAGCCGGAAGACGUCAUCUUCCAGCUCCUGCAUCAGUACGUGGUGCGCGAGGGAGCUGAAGAGGGAGCACACAGGGGACAGUGCUUCCUCGCACGCCAGCCUGCCCGCCCGGUAACCGGCCGCCCAGCAGCACCACUGGACCCCAGGGAAUCCCCUCAGCACUCCAAAAGGUAAGGAGGCUGGGGGAUUAAAUUUAAAAAAAAAACCAUGUGUGUGUUUGUGUUAGUGUGUGUGUUAGUGUGUGUGUCUGCUAGUGAGUGUCAGUGAGUGUGUCUGUUAUUGAGUGUGUGUCUGCUAGUGAGUGUCAGUGAGUGUGUUACUGUGUGUCUGUUACUAAGUGUGUUUGUGUGUGUCUGUUAGUGAGUCUGUUUGAUGUCUGUUAGUGAGUGUGUGUUUGUCAGUGAGAGUGUAUGUUUUGUGAGUGUGUAUGUAUGUCUGUCGCUGAGUGUGUCUCUGUCAGUAAAUGUGUGUGUCUGUUAGCUAGUGUGUAUGCGUCUGUUCGUGAGAGUGUGUGUCUUCAGCACUUACCUUUCUCCAGCGCCGGACUCCCUUGUCGCUGGGGAUCCCUCCGCCUCUCAGCUCCGAAUGCGCGGCAAGAGCGGUGCGCGCAUUCAAACCGCCCAUAGGAAAGCAUUACUCAAUGGGGGUGUGCAUGGAUCAAUUUUCGCACCGGGGCCCCAUGGGUCAUGUGUACGCCACUGCCUCAAACAAAAUGUAUUUUCAGGCAAAUCGAUUUGGACAAACCAAAUGUUUUAACCAUGCACAAGUGUACUUGUAAUCCAUUUAAAUUAUUAUAACAAAGGUUAUAGUAUUGAUAACGUUUACUACUUGAACCAAGUGAUAAUAGUGUACUAAAGUAUCAAAAGCAAUUUCAAUACUGUUCUUUCUCAGACUUUCUUCUCUGAUGAAGUUCUACUCUGUUUUACCAAAAUGUUUCUGCUCUCUGUGACUCAGUACCAGUGUAGAUUGUAAUCUAUUUUCCAACGACUUAGAAUGUUUGUGCAAAUACAUCAAUGCAUAUUUACUUUAUUCCAUGCACCAUUAACCGUAAUAAUAAUAAUAAUAAUGAUGGCUUCCAUCGCUGUCAAAUUCCUAGCAUGGCUGUCUUUGAAGUGGAUCUGACAAACUUAGAGGAUGUGGGUGGUAUCCUCAAUCACACUUGGUUUUUCUUUCUUUUAGAAAGAAAAUAAUGGCAUUCAAUCUUCAUUGUAAUUUCACAAGGCAUACUGUGUUAUUACCAUUAGAGGUGUCCUGCAAAUCACUUCACCUUUUUUGAUGAAUGAAAUGCAUGGUCUCCCCAUUCAUGUUAUAAUAUAAAUUGUUAUUGCGUAGUUCACAGCUUGAAAACGUACAGCAUUGUCAAGAAAAAAACAUUCAAAAUCCCAUUUUGUUGUUCAUUUGACAGAGGAUCAGAAAAUUGGAACACAUAUGUGAAACCCAGUCUUGGCAAGGGAGAUCUAUAAGCGGCGUAGAUUCUCCACACAAUUAGAAGAUAUUCUGUAAAAAAUAUGAGAGUGUGUCCCAACACCUCCCAUGGUUUAUCUCCAUCUCCCACUCCGCUUCUCCCUCCUGAUGCAGAACCGGUGCAUGCCUCCUGGGGUUUCCCGAAUCACCUCAAACCAGUGGCGUAUAUACCGGGAUCGCAGGGGCCGCAGCUGCGACCGGGCCCAGCCCACCAGGGGGCCCAGCCGCCCUGCGACCCUGUAUAUACCCACUGUGGCCAGCCUCUUCUUCUGGGGGGCCCAGGAGUUGACCACCUCAGGGCCCCCUGAGGCUGGCCCUGGUAUCACCAGGCGGGUAGGCUGGCGGGCACGCGAGGGAGCACUGUACCCUGUGUGCUCCCUCUUCAGCUCCCUCGCGCACCGCACUGAUACCGGAGCCGGAAGACGUCAUCUUCCAGCUCCUGCAUCAGUACGUGGUGCGCGAGGGAGCUGAAGAGGGAGCACACAGGGGACAGUGCUUCCUCGCACGCCAGCCUGCCCGCCCGGUAACCGGCCGCCCAGCAGCACCACUGGACCCCAGGGAAUCCCCUCAGCACUCCAAAAGGUAAGGAGGCUGGGGGAUUAAAUUUAAAAAAAAAACCAUGUGUGUGUUUGUGUUAGUGUGUGUGUUAGUGUGUGUGUCUGCUAGUGAGUGUCAGUGAGUGUGUCUGUUAUUGAGUGUGUGUCUGCUAGUGAGUGUCAGUGAGUGUGUUACUGUGUGUCUGUUACUAAGUGUGUUUGUGUGUGUCUGUUAGUGAGUCUGAUGUCUGUUAGUGAGUGUGUGUUUGUCAGUGAGAGUGUAUGUUUUGUGAGUGUGUAUGUAUGUCUGUCGCUGAGUGUGUCUCUGUCAGUAAAUGUGUGUGUCUGUUAGCUAGUGUGUAUGCGUCUGUUCGUGAGAGUGUGUGUCUUCAGCACUUACCUUUCUCCAGCGCCGGACUCCCUUGUCGCUGGGGAUCCCUCCGCCUCUCAGCUCCGAAUGCGCGGCAAGAGCGGUGCGCGCAUUCAAACCGCCCAUAGGAAAGCAUUACUCAAUGGGGGUGUGCAUGGAUCAAUUUUCGCACCGGGGCCCCAUGGGUCAUGUGUACGCCACUGCCUCAAACAAAAUGUAUUUUCAGGCAAAUCGAUUUGGACAAACCAAAUGUUUUAACCAUGCACAAGUGUACUUGUAAUCCAUUUAAAUUAUUAUAACAAAGGUUAUAGUAUUGAUAACGUUUACUACUUGAACCAAGUGAUAAUAGUGUACUAAAGUAUCAAAAGCAAUUUCAAUACUGUUCUUUCUCAGACUUUCUUCUCUGAUGAAGUUCUACUCUGUUUUACCAAAAUGUUUCUGCUCUCUGUGACUCAGUACCAGUGUAGAUUGUAAUCUAUUUUCCAACGACUUAGAAUGUUUGUGCAAAUACAUCAAUGCAUAUUUACUUUAUUCCAUGCACCAUUAACCGUAAUAAUAAUAAUAAUAAUAAUGAUGGCUUCCAUCGCUGUCAAAUUCCUAGCAUGGCUGUCUUUGAAGUGGAUCUGACAAACUUAGAGGAUGUGGGUGGUAUCCUCAAUCACACUUGGUUUUUCUUUCUUUUAGAAAGAAAAUAAUGGCAUUCAAUCUUCAUUGUAAUUUCACAAGGCAUACUGUGUUAUUACCAUUAGAGGUGUCCUGCAAAUCACUUCACCUUUUUUGAUGAAUGAAAUGCAUGGUCUCCCCAUUCAUGUUAUAAUAUAAAUUGUUAUUGCGUAGUUCACAGCUUGAAAACGUACAGCAUUGUCAAGAAAAAAACAUUCAAAAUCCCAUUUUGUUGUUCAUUUGACAGAGGAUCAGAAAAUUGGAACACAUAUGUGAAACCCAGUCUUGGCAAGGGAGAUCUAUAAGCGGCGUAGAUUCUCCACACAAUUAGAAGAUAUUCUGUAAAAAAUAUGAGAGUGUGUCCCAACACCUCCCAUGGUUUAUCUCCAUCUCCCACUCCGCUUCUCCCUCCUGAUGCAGAACCGGUGCAUGCCUCCUGGGGUUUCGGCACAACUAAUUUGAACUGAUAGUGAACCUACUUCCCUACUUCAAUGGUUGUACUGCAAUCUCCUCGAGGCUCGCAAAUUGGCAGAGAGGGGCUUCUCCAAUUUGAUGUGGUGGGUGGAAUGGGUCUUGGCGGAUUCAGCCUUCCUAUGCGUGCGCAUGGUGGGAGGACACUCUCCAGGGUGGUGCAAGCAGAGAGAGGUAUCAGGAGCACAUGGAUGACAUGGAGAGGGUGUAUCCUCUUACACAAAUGUAACAGCCUGUCUCCUAGUUCUCAGUGCUCAGUUGUACUGCGCUUACUGUGGUGUUCACUUCAGUGUGCUUAUCCUAGUUUAAUCAGAUUUAUCUGGUAUCUGACCACCUUCUUGUCCUUUCGUUUGUGAACCUGUGCUGCCUGUCCUAAAUUUUUGCUUACUCUGACUACAUCUCUAUUCAUCCUCAUUGGUGUAUUUCUCCAGCUACCUGCUACAUUCUGUGCUCCAUCCACUUUUACCAUGUAAAACAACUGAGCCUCACUCAUGGAGCUCGCUAAAGUAGUAAAGAUUCUUAAUGUUCUGACACAACAGGUAUCCACUCUAUCUCAAGCCCUACAAGAACUAUAAUGUUGUAAUUAUAGUUGUCCCCAAAUCUGGGGACCUGAGGAUCACACCAUAACCCGCGAACCUCAGGUCCUAUUACCAGAAUGAUUCACAUUGUAUAGGUCUAACCAGUACCAUUUCAGAAUUCUAUCAUCCUCUUUUCCCCUUCAUCCUGUGCACUGAUGUUUGACCUGAAACCCUGCACCUACCAUUUUGAUGCUAUCAAAGUACAUACUGUUAUAACGCUCGUUUCUGACUCCCCUUAAGAAUGGGCACUACAAAUAUUUGGUUAUGCCUUACAGCAUUUGUAAUGCUACAGCAUCUUUUCAACAGUCCCUCAAUAAAACAUUCAGAGACCUCCUGGAUCAGUAUGUCAUCUAUUUAGACAAUAUCCUUGUCUUCUCUCCCGAAAUCUAAACCCACUGUCUACAGAUGACUGAGGUACUGAAUGAUUAUGUGAACAUAAACUCUAGAAAAAGAUUGAAAAAUGCAUCUUUGAAACAGAUUGUGCGCAGUUUCUAGGUUUUCUCCUCCUCUCUGGCAAUGUAGAGAUGGAUCCUCGUAAGGUAGAAUCUUUUUUUAAGUGGCCCGUAGCACAAACCAAAAAACAAGUGCAAAAAUUUGUAUGUGUAGAUAACUUCUACCAACUUGUAUGUGUAGUUAACCUCUCGCAUAACUUACUAAAAAAGAUACGUAGUGCUGGAUGCUCCUAACACAGAAAGUGUUUGCUACAAUUAAACAUCUGUUUAAAGCACCCAACCUUCAACUGCCAGAAUCAACAAAACCCUAUUUUAUGGAGGCUGACACUUCUGAUUUUUUCACAGGAGUCAUACUAUUGCAAUGAGAUGACAAAACCGGUGCUCUUCAUCCCCUUACAUUACAUUACCAUUACAAUGUCCUGGAGAAAGAACUGUUAUAAAGUUCAAAAAUUAGAAGAAAUCCUAAAAGCGAUUCCUCUAUGGCAAGCAUGUCAAACUCAAAGUCUGGCAUGGACCACAGAAAUUUUUUUUUAAGUUUAUGUGGGCCACAAAAAAAAAAUAAACCUUAAAUUUUCAUAGAAAUGUAGGUUUAUUGUAAAAAGUACAGUAUAAGAAAAAACAGCACCCCCUCUUCUAAACCAUAGCAUCCCCCUCGACUAAAUCCCAGUCCCCCACCCUCUACCACCCUGUGCCAAAUCUGAUCCUACCGCUACUUCUUGAAAUCCUGUGAAGGUGGAGAACAUUGAUGUCACGUGGUGUUGCGUGCCUCCAUGCACCCCUAGGUACUCCACUGUCCAGUCGCAACCAAUGCAACACUGACAAACACACACACUCACUCAGACACACACACAUUUACACAUUCUUGCACUCACAUCAUUAAAUUUAUUGUUUCCUACCUUUGGGAGCUGGUGUGGGUAUUUUCUGUCUGGAGAUUUCCUUCUUGCUCCUCACUGCUCCCUCGCGCGGUUUAGUGGUGCCGGAAUAUGACGUCAUAUUCCGGUGUCGGCUUCACUGCAGAAGGCGCGUGCGAGGGAGCAGUGAGGAGCAGGAACACUGAGCUCCCUCGCUGGCCCUCCUCCCCAGCCGUGUAAGUGUUAGAGUAGGCACCUGCAAUGUGGGGAAAGCAGGUGCCUACUCUGCUAUAACACCAGGAUGUACUCAUGGCUUGCCGGGCCGCAAAGAUGGCCCUUGUGGGCCGCGAGUGUGACAUGCUUGCUCUAUGGUAUUUAAACAGAAUAAAUAUUUGCUAGUAAGGUAAUAUGGCUGUUGACACUUCGUAUGAAAUGGAUACAAAUUUAACAGCAGGAAAUAAAUAAAGUAUCCAGUGGCUCAAUAGACUUUAUUCAUCAUUCAUUAUAAGGAAUUUGGGACUGUGAGCUGAGCUCUACAAGGUUACCAUUUUUUAACACUAGGAAUACUUUAUAUCCUUGAGGUCUCAUUGACAAUGAUGAAUAAAGUCUAGUGAGCCACUGAAUACUUUAUUUAUUUUCCUGCUGUUAAAUUUGUAUCUAUUUCCUACCAAGUGUCAACAGGCAUAUUCUCCUUCUAUCAUAGAUUUAUUCUGUUUAAAUACCAGAGAGUAAUCACUUUUAAGAUUUCUUCUAUUUUUUUUUUUUUACUUUAUUGCAGUUCAAAGUGGUCCAGGCCCACGGUGGAACUGGUUCCACCAACACUGACCAAUUUUUUUCCUUACUCUGAAUUUUUCAGAUUCAAGAACUUUUCUUUUUAUUUGAAAAUAAUGUUUAGCCUUUGUGAUGGACCGCUUGGCACUCCAGCCGAGUUCCUCCGCCAAUCGAUGCUCCUAGUGCUCACCGAGGAAUUCCAGCACUCUACCAGACACCAUAAGCACUGCAGACCCAACGUCCAGCGAUGCAGCUGCGCCGGGCCUCGCCGUCCUUCACCCACUCUGGACUCAAGACCAGGAUCCAGCUUCAAGUGGGCAGACCUCUCCUACUCCCAGAGAGCGUAGCAGGAACAGCUCUUAUAAGAGCUAGUGAUUAUAAUUCCUGGGGAGUAUAGUGAUCUAGCAAUCCCCAGGAUACAUACAGCCGUUUUCCCUACACAUGACAUGAGACUCUAUGUUGAGGGUAAGCAGGAACAGAAUUUUAAUGGAGGCACACUGGCCUUUUAUGCAAGUUUCCCAACAAGGGUGACACCCAAUUGGACCUUGUUGGACACAGGGACACAAAGUGAACAAACCAAUAAAAACAGAGUCACACAGUGAGACACUCCCAUACACAAACAAAAGAAUCCCUGCUCUGUGCUUGGGAGAUAAUUGAAUCAGGAACUGUACUAAUCUAACCCAAUUAUCUCCAAGCACAGAAAAACAUACAAUUUUAUGAAACCCAAAAAGUACCUUGAAAACACAUAAAACCCUAUAACACACAUAAUCCACUGAUAGCUCCAAACUGGGUGAACAACAUAUCCAAAAAUCACCCAGAUCGGUUCAGUGGUUCGGGAAUUUCCUGGAAGUCAUAGUUUUGACCGACCGUGCCCAAAACAGUUCCAGGGAAAUCAGUGCUAACAGUCGGUCAAGUUUGGUAGUCUUUUACAGGUUCCCUGCAGGGCCAAUAGUCUGUGGGCAGGAGGCUGGCAAGCAGGCCCCUCCAAGUACAAGUGGUGAGGUUACUUUUGCCACAGCCUUGAAAAGAGCUUUUGAAGAAUGGAGACAUCUCCUGGAGGGUUCUCAUUAUCAAAUCACCGUUUUACAGACCACAUUGCCACACAUCUCAACCCACACCAGGCUUGUUGUUCCUUGUUUUUCUCUCGGCUCAUCUUUCAUGUCACAUAACGAAUCGGAUGCUCUUUUCAAAAUGUUUACAGACAAUGAACCUAAACCCCAAAAGGAAGGCAGAUACUAUUCUGCAAAAUCAUCACUUUUUGAGAAUCAUCGUGCCUGUCUUGAAAAACAUUUGAGCCUCUGUUUCUUCCACUUGCCUAUCACUCUCUCUAGACGAAUACCCAUUAUCACUUGAUAAAAGUUAUGUAAACAAAACUCUUUGUCUCUAAAUUCUUUAGCAAUUUCAUGAUGCACCCAGGUCUGGCCAUGAUGGUUAAAAAAAAUAAAAAAAACUCUUUAUAACAUCCAACUUCUGGUGGCCAUCCCUCAAAAAGGAUGUCGUUGACUACAUUAGCUCCUGUACAAACUGUGCAAGAGCAAAAACCACAACCACAAAACCGUCAGGACAACCCCUGACGAUACCAUCACGUCCCUGGAGUCAUCUCACUGUUGACUUUAUUGUCGAAUUACCUAAUUUUCAAUGAUAUAACACCCUCAUGGUUGUGGUUGAUAUGUUGACCAAAAAUUCCCAACAGCAAAACAAACCACCCCUUUUUCAUAACAAUAUCUUCUGGCUACAUGGUAUUCAUGACUCCAUUCUCUCUGACUGGAAUACACAGUUCACGUUAGACAUGUGCAGGGGUGGGGGCCAGGGGGGAGGACAUUAGGGACCCCCCCUUAUUAGUAUUUAUGCCCCCCACCCGCCGCUCAGGGGUGGGGGACAGGAGGGAGGACAUUAGAUUCCCCCCCUUAUUAGUAUUUAGGGCCCCCACCCGCCGCUCAGGGGUGGGGGCCAGGGGGGAGGACAUUAGGUCCCCCCCUUAUUAGUAUUUAGGGCCCCCACCCACCGCUCAGGGGUGGGGCUGGGGGAGGACAAUAGGUCCCCCCCCCCAUCAUUUUACUUUACGGCCCCCACCCACGUCACGUUUAGGGGCUCGGGAGGGGGGACCCUAUUAAAAAAAAAAAAAAAAAAAUUUUUAACAGUGAGCAGCCACAGGCUUUAUAAUAGACAUGUCCCUACUCGCGGUAUAGCGAGUAGGGGCAAAAUUUACUAAUACUAAGUAAUUUUUACUUAGUAUUAGUAAAUUUGGCUGAAAUUAGGGAGUUAUCUACUAAGCGGCUGCAAGAGAAGUGCCUAAGUCCUGAAAUUCCGAAGUUUCGAAGUGUUGAAUUGCUGAAGUCCCGAAUUUCGGAAUGCCGAACCGAACCGAAAAUUUUCCCCAUGCACAUGCCUAGUUCACGUCCGAAUUCUGGAAAGCCUUUUGUCAGUCACUAAGAAUCUCAGUGGACUUGUCUAUCGCCUUCCACCCUCAAUCCAAUGGAAAAACUCAGAGAAUCAAUCAAACAUUAGAAACCUAUCUCCGUUGUUAUACCACCCACUUCAGUCCGACUGGAAGGACCUUUUGACCACAGCCGAAUUUGCCUACACCUACAGAGUACAUGACUCAACCAAUACCUCCAGUUUCUAACUGACUUAUGGAUUCCAACCUUCUACACUUCCUGGACUACCCAUGCUUACUUUUGUACCCGAUGUGACCACUCGCAUACAACAGUUAACACACGGCUUUCAACAAGCUCGUAAAAUUUUACAGGAGAGUCAAAGCUACGUGAAUCAUAGCAGAUGAACACCUCCAGUUUAUCAAGUUGAUCAAAAAGUCUGGUAAUUAACUAAAUAUCUGUCUAUUCAAAGAAUUGUGUACCAAAUACAACCGUCCCUUCCAUAUAAAGAAACUUUAAAAACUUGUUGCGGUUCAACUAGAACUGCCGAGUCAGUAUCGUCUCCAUCCAUCAUGCCACGUCUCACUGAUCAAGCCUUACAAAGAGAAUCCAUUUCCUGCCAGCAACCCUCCUCCUCCGGAUCCUAUUACGCUAUCUGAUGGCCCUGAAUAUGAGGUGCAGGACAUCUUGGACUCCAGGUUGAGAAGAGGAAUACCUUAUUCUUUGGAAAGGGUAUGGUCCAGAAGAAAGCUCCUAGGAAACUGUGAUGAAUGUAUCCCUGUUUUGUUAAACAUUUCCAUUUACGUCAUCCCUCUCGGCCAGCUCAUAGAUGUCUCCAAAGAAGACUCUUUAGGGAGGGGAUACUGUCAGGUCCCCACCUCCCCCGACUUACUUCGAUAUCUCACUCUACCUUUGCAGAGCUGUUGACUCGGUGUGUUCCUUCAGGGGGAUUCAGCCCAACUCAUUAGCGGUGCUACAAUUUCUUCACGAACUGGCAGACAGGGGUUUCUCCAGUACAGUGUGGUGAGUGGGCUUGGUCUUGGACAGAUUCAGCCUUCCUAGGCAUGGCACAUCAGGAAGGCACCCUCUUAAGGGGUCAGGGUAUCACUAGCAGUUUGAUUACACUGUUAAAGCAAAUGCUUGCUGAAAAUGACAACAGAGUCAAAAGUGAUUUAACUCCUAAAUGACAGAUAAUUGCACAGGGUAUAGGUAAAUAAGGGAGUCAACAAUCCUGGUUACUUAAAAGUUAUUAGGAGUCAUGUUAAAUCUCACUUCCUGUUUUGUAAAGUAGUAAUUUAAUUUAAGAAAAUGUGCACUGAUAUAUUGCACAUCAGAACAUUUUCAUAUUUAUAUUUCUCAAUUUAAGUUUCUUUAAGGACAAUGUAUUGUCUUCUCAAAUGGCAGUAAAUUAAGGGAAUUUAAGGCAAAUGUAAAACACCAAGUUAGCCUGAGUAUUGAUAUAUACAUUUCAUAAUGAUUUGUCCUAUACUAUGAAAUGCAACCUUUCAUUUAGACGUCUUCACACUUUAGUCAGAAACCUUGAAUAAAAAGCUCAAUAAAAGAACAUCAUGCUGCAAACAUGUGUCAAACACAAACAGCAUACCUAUCAAGGAAUUGAUUGUAUUAUGUUUUGUAAUCCUGUAAUUGCCACAUCCUGUAAAUGUGACUUGAAACACAUUGUACCAGAAUGAAUAACGUAAUCAAUAAGUAGUUAUAGUACCCUAAGCUGCUUUUCAACACAUCAUCCUGCAAUUGGCACAGGUCACGUCAAAAAUAAAUUCACUGUGCUUGUUUUCAAGUUCUAAAACUACUGAUGAAGUUCUAUGACAGGAAAUCAAAUGUCUACAAGACAAUACAUUUCAAUUAGUACAAACUUGCACAUUUGUGUUUGUGUGUUAGGGGUCCUCUGUAUUUUUUGUGUGUAAAUUAUUUAUUUAUUUUAACAAAAUUUUUCAUUUGAUUUAAGAAAAUAUGAUCUGAUAUAUGUGUGUGUAUAUACAAUUCUAUGGUUUACAUUCCAGGACAUAACAUCUAUUCCUUAGAAGAUCUUAAAAUUAGGUAAAUACUACCUCAGAUGAACAACACAUGACAUAUUACAAUGUAUCAUGAUUUAUUUAACACAAAUAAAGCCAAAACAGAGAAGCCAUAUGUAAAAAACCAAAGUACACCUUAUGAUUCAGUAGCUUCUAGAACCUCCCUUAGCAGCAAUAACUUGAAAUAAUUCUUUUUUGUAUAACUUAAUCAGUGUCUCACAUCGUUUUGAAUGAAUUUUGGCCCAUUCUUCUUUACAACGUUGCUUCAGUUCGUUGAGGUUUGCUGGCAUUCGACACAGCAUUUCAAUCAGGUUGAUAUCUGGCCUUUGACUGGGCCAUUGCAACACCUUGAUUUUUUUUUUUUUUUUCAGCCAUUCUGUUGGAGUUUUGACUAAUUAACAGAGAUAUGGAAACAUCAGUAUAUUCACUUCAAGCAACACUUUAAGCACCAUAACCAAUACAACGUACUAUGCAUUAUGGUGUUAUGGUGCCUGAUGCCCCUCUAAUGUUAGUGAUCAAACCGCUUGACAUCUUACCUGGUUUCCACUGGGCGCCAGUCCCUGCCUCUGCCACUGUCUGAAUCUCUCUUCCUGAGCUAAGCCUGACACAGUUAUUGCCUUAGUGAUGAGCUGACAUUCUUAGCUAAUGAGGUGCCCGGCAGAGUUUCUCCGGAGAGCUAACAAAAGGCUCUAUCAUUAGAUAUCGGUCUCCAGACAGGGUAGGGAGAGAGAGGGACUGACAUCCAGAGUACCCCAGAUAAGAAGUCAGUUAGCAAAUGGUUUGACCACUUACUUUAGGGAGGUUGCAAGGAGGGGGGCCACUCCAGGCUCCAUAACAACUACUGCAUGCUGUAGUAGGUAUGAUGUUUGGAUUGUUGCUUUUAAUGUGCCUAAUAAAAUUAGGUGAACCAGUUAGAUUUUUGAUUCAACCCAGAUAGCUGACUCUUAUUACUAAUAACAUUCUUAUAUCAUUUUAGCUUCCUGUGGUUAUGAAAGAUGAACACUCAUGUGAUCUGUUUACAGCAAAUGAACACCUAAUUGGAAGCGAGGUUGGUAUAAUUUUAUUCAGAAAUUAACUUUACAAUGAGCAUAAUCUCAUUUUAGCAGGAUUCUCAAUAACCUCUCGUUGCUUGUUAACACUUGUAAUAGAUUAUUUAUUAGUUAUUUUCUGCUAUACUCCCUCAUUAAAAUUGUAAAGUGCUGUGAACUAUACUGGCUCUGCAUAAAUUUCAAUAAUAAUAAUAGUACAAUCGCACAAAGUGCAUACUUGAAAUUUUGAGAUUUAGCUCAAGGGAAUUCUGGGAAAUUGAGAAUUUUUAGAGCAAAUGUCCAAACUUGGAAAGUUUUACUAAAUCCGCAAUUUUCCACCGCAUAGCCAAUAAAUUUAAUUGGUUUAUCACUGAAAUAAGCAAGUAAAUACUUUUUUUAACCACGCAGACAUCAAAGAAUUCAGACCUAUCAUUUAUUUUAAAAAUUUUAAACCCAUUUGUACUUUCUACUAAAAGGUUACUUUCUUAUUUUUAGAUCAUGAGGCGGAUAAUAAGUGAAGUAAGUGCCGUCUGGAGAAUAUAUAACUCAAAAUUGACCAACAAAGAAACAUCACUAGAUCCACCUACAUUGGCUUGGAAGCCCUGGGAACACAUAUAUUCUCUGUGCAAAGCUGUAAAGGGACAUAUUCCUUUAUAUAACAAUUAUGGUAAAUAUGUCGUCAAGCUAUACUGGAUGGUAAGUGUGAUAUGUUUAUUCAUAAUAUUGUUACUAACAACAAUAACCUUUUUUGGAUUGAUAACUAAUGAAACCAAAAUAUUAAAAAUAUAACAACAAUCAAUUAAAAUGCUAAAGCAUCUGUUAUUCAUAUCAGAGUCUACUGUUCACAUUUAAGUAAAGUCGGUGUUGAUACAUUGGAGCUCUGUGGAGGAGGUCAACAAGCCACCAAUAAAAAUCCAGAAGUAUAGAGCCACAGGCUACCCAGUGCAGGAUGAAGAGUCAUGUAUAUUUUAUUGUGGUCCAAAAGACAAUACAAAACUCUUUGUUUUGUCUUUUGUACUAUAAUAAAAUAUACCUGACUCUUCACCCUGCACCGUGUAGCCUGUGGCUUUAUACUUCUGUAAAGUAAAAAUUGUUACCAUUAUGUCAUUAUGCUCCGUAUUAUUUGAGGAGAGAAACUACUGAGUCAGCAUGCAAAUGUAUGACCAGAUAGAAAUUUAUUACUGGUAACUGUGAUGUACUUUUCUCAUAAAUUUGAAUAGGCGACUGCUAUUCAGUUUUCAUUAGUAUUUGUGAUAACACACUUUGUAUUAUAUACAAAAUGCACAAAUAUCAAAAGGGAUUUCAGGAAGUCAAGAUCUCAAAUACUUGUUAAAUAAACAGUUCUGAACAUUUAUAGCCAUUUUGCAUUAUUAUAGAAACACAAAAAUAGCAGUUAGAAAUAAACCCACUAGAUCGGGGAUCAGCAACCUAUGGCAUGUGCGCCAUACAUUGGACUCAAGAUGCCUUUUCACAGCACCAAGGCUGCCAGAGCCAAACAGGCUCUAACCUAUCAGGAGUUGCAGUGAGACUUCAGAUAUCUGCUAAUGCGAAUGGAGUGGUGAUUGCAGGUGGUGAGGGACAACCCGUAAUUUACGCAUUGCAGCAGUUAGAGGAAGGGAUAUCAGAUCACUUCAUCACAGCACUUGUAAACGGUAAUAUGCACUGGAGUAGAGCAGUCCACAGCAUCUAUCGCAUCCAGUGGCGUCACUAGAGGGGGCCAUGGCACCCCCCACAUCAUGCAGUGUCCUCUCUUCCCCCCCUAAUUGAAAUUGAAGCGGGAGCACUGAGUCUCCCUUCACAAGCUGCAGAAGAAGCACUAUCAGUUCCACCACUGAUUACCACUUGCCUGAUGGGCCCUUUGGACCGGCGGCAGUGCACUGUGAGCACAGGCUGCUUCCUGUUCCCCUCAGAGAGCUUCUGAUUUUCACAGGCAGAGGGCAACUGGGAUACCAGGUCAUGCCCCGGCUUCCACUGCCUGCAGGAAGCAGAGUGCUCUGCUCGGUUGCUGGGGAUAUAGCACACCCUGCUCCCUGAGCAGGUAAAUGGCAGAGAGGAGCCUAGCAACUGAAUGGCUGCACUGGGGGUGGCGCUCACCCAGAGUUCCAGCCCCAGACAGCAUCAGUGCAGCCCACCAGGAAACCUCCCGGUGGGUGCCCCCCUACAGGUCGGCGCCCGAGGCAAUGCCUUAUUCGCCUUAUUGUAGCGCCGGUGUUCUAUCAGUCUGGUAUACUCCGUCAGAUUGCUAUACCCACGUCACUUCCGGGGAGGGGAAUCAGCUGUCUCCUGUGCUGCACAUGCGUGCUAGCACUCCUGCUACUCCUCCACAGCAAGGUCCUGGAAGGUAAGUAAAACUAGUUUUACACUUUCAUUAUAGUUAGUGCAUUCACUAAGCUUAGGCACACGGGACAUUUAGGGUUAAGUGAGGGUACAAAUUAGGGUUAGGUAAGUGAUUCUAACCUCUCUCACACUCUAUUCUUACCCUAACCCUUGGGGUAAGGGUUAAAAUAAAGUGUGAGAAAUCACUAUUUAGUGAUAUUCCCCUAAUGUGAAAUAUCACUAAAUAGGAACAAGUCCCUAAUCCUAACCCUAAUUUGAACCCUAACAUUAACCCUAAAUGUCCCAUGUCCUAAGCUUAGUGAAUGCCUUAACUAUAAUGAAAGUGUAAAACUAGUUUUACUUACCUUCCAGGACCUUGCUGUGGAGGAGUAGCAGGAGUGCUAGCACGCAUGUGCAGCACAGGAGACAGCUGAUUCCCCUCCCCGGAAGUGACGUGGGUAUAGCAAUCUGACGGGGUAUACCAAACUGAUAGAACACCGGCCCUGUACACACACACACAUAUAUAUAUAGUCCAUUGUAUUAUCACAUUUUUUUUUGGAGAAGAUUUGAUUUUGUAGAGGCAAAUCUUCAACUAUGCUUCCAUAUACUGCCAUAGUACUGUUUCUUUAAAACUUUUUGUGCACAUGCAGACAUUACACUGUAAUUUUUUAAGGAUAUUCUGGAUGUGCAGUGUUUGAAUUAACCCGUUCAAAGAUCACACAAACUGGUCCCUAAUUUUUUAAGUUUACUAUAGCAGUAGACUAACUGGUCCUUUAUGGAUUAAAGUGCUUGCAGAUUGCAUAUUAUCUAAAACAGUGGUUCCCAAACCUGACCUCAAGGCACCCCUACUAGUCCAGGAUUUGGGGAUUACCCGGUUGUGUCUAAGGUGUUUUUAGAAAAAAAAAAAAAAACUCCUUAGACACAACUGGGUAAUCCCUAAAUCCUGGACUGGUAGGGGUGCCUUGAAGACUGGUUUGGGAACUACUGAUCUAAAAUAAAGCAAUAACAUAAUAUUUUUUUGCAUUCUCUAGCAGUUUGGCCUGCACAAUGUAUGGAUAAAAUAUGUUGCCCUAUCACACUGAAUCUUUAAAUAUUGAAAUUUGAGAACGGUGAAACUUUAUUUAAUUUAUUAUAUAGUCAAAAGCAAGUUGCAUACAAAAUGUCAAAACACAAAUAUAUCUCUCACCAAGUAAAAACUAAAGCAAGCUUUACACAGAGAUAAAAAGUAAGGAUACAACAAUCUCCUAAACUUAUUUUAACUAAUUCUCAUCUUGGAAAAAUUCCUUUAUAAAAGAGAAAUAGAGGGUGUUUCUCUACUAAACUGUUAAUUAUGCUGGGAGUUAUAGCUCACCCUAACGCUAAAUGCAUCAAAGGUCCAGUUUAAAGUUUUUUUUUAUACCUCAUCAUCAGGCAUACAAACUGUUAACGGCUAAAACAUCUAACUUUUUACUAAUGCUGGGUUUGUUUCCAAUCUUGUCGCUACUUUAUAUUGACUAGCUGCUGCUCGCUAAAAUGUAUGUCACUACUGUUAGCGAGUAGCAGUUUAAUCAACUUCAAAACCUUACUGGCUUCAGUAGGGAGCUGCCACUUGCCACUACUUAAAGGGACACUAUAGUUACUCAGACCACUAAAACUUAUUGAGUCCCACUUAGUCCUGCGAUGUAAAUCAUUGGAGUUUUAGAUAAACUGCAAUGAUUGCAUUGCAGGACUAAGACUGCCUCUAGUGGCUGUCAAUCAGACAGCCACUAGUGCACUUCCUGUUAGCUAGGAAAAGUUUGGUGGCCUAAAUUAUGCUGAACAUCGCCACGAUCUACAUGAGGACAUCCAGCGUCUGUAAAAUCGCCGUAAGAAAGCAUUGCAGCAAUGCUUUCCUAUGGGAGGGUCUAAUGCACUUACGGCGCUCACAGCACAUGUGCAUUAGCCCCCCCUACCGCUUUGGAUGAUGUCCAAAGGUAACCAGUUGAAAAACAGUCACUGACUAGAGAUGAGUGACUUCCCUUAGAGAAAAAUGGAAGGCAUUAGUCACUACUUACUGACAGGCUGUCAGUAGCUGCAGCCAGUAGUUCCCUCCCUCUUCCUUGUUGGGAAACAUGUGCUACUUGAAACCAGUAGAAAAUGGCACUGUAAUGGGCAGUGGUUGGUCACUAAAAGCAGCAGAAGCAUUGGGAAUGAGCCCAAGGUUUGAAACAAGCCCUCUUUUUGUAUAGCAUACAUUUUACAAUUCAGUUUUCAAUUCACCACCCUUAUUGGUUUAGUAAAUACACCCCCUAUGUGUAAUCUGUUUGUCUCUGUGUUUACACGCCUGUUUAAUUUGUGAAUGCUCUGUUUAAUAAUAUAGUUUUUCAGAUGUUAUAUACAAGACAAUUAAAAGCCUUUGCAGUUGUUAAGAAUUAAUAUUAUGUUUCCACUUCACGUGGCAAAAGAUAUUUAUAUAAAUGUAGAAAUUAAAGCAAGAAAAGUCACAAAUAAAGUACAUGGGUUACAAAAUUAGUACAGACUUUCAGUACCUGUCACCCAGAGUGUUUCUGUGAGGUUUCUAAGCUGCAAUCUUUGUGACUUCCCUUCAUUUAAGUGUUCAGUAAUUUUGCUCGGUCCACAGCUGGGAAACAAGGGGAGUGUUUGUGUAGGAGAUAUGGAUAACUUGUUCUGAAUCACUGUUUUUAUUCCCGUACAAGGGUUUCAUUACUUUUCUUUUUUUGCUUCAUUCUCAGGGUUGCUGGCGUAAAAUUGUUGUGGAUGACACUUUACCAUUCAGCGAAGACAACAAAUUGUUAGUUCCUGCAACACCCUGUGAAGGAGAAUUAUGGCCAAUGUUAUUGUCCAAAGCCAUCAUUAAACUUGCGAGCGUGGAGUAUGUCGAUUUUACACCCUAUUUAUUUUUUUCUUUCGCCCAUAGCUUUCAAGUGUAUCUUUGUAUCAUACUGUGAUGAUAGGAUUUACAGUUGAAUUAUGUUGGUGAAUGCAAACAUUUUCAAAAGACAAAAAUGCAGAAACUAUAUAUAUAUUUAUGUAUGUAUUUAUUAAUUUGUGUUAUUUGCAAAGUUAUGGGUUUGUUUUUACUCCAGUUUUCAAAAAACUUUAUAUAAUAUAUCUGAAUAUUAGUGUGAUGUUUUUGGGAUGUCCUUGGACAGAUCCAGACAUAUGUCCACAUGCAUAAACAAUUCCAGGAGAGGAGAGAAAAAAACAAUUUCAGAACGCCGCUGCAUUGAUGAACUACAGAAAGUAGGUUAUAUAUGCCAUAGUCAAUAAGACUUGAAAUUUGAUUGCCUAGCAAUUAUAUGGUACCAAUUAAUUAAUUUCAUAAUUGCUACUGUGAAAUGUAAGGUAUUGUUCAACAAGGCAUUUAUCAAAACUGAUUUUACACUAGCAAUCAUUUUAUGCUCAAUAAAUCAAAAAAGUAGACGGUUCGAAAAAAAACCAACAUAAUAUAUAUAUUGCACACUGUGUAAACGAAUUCAUUUAUAUUAUAUUGUAUAUCUUUUACCAAAAGUUACUUAAAAGGUCACUCUAAACACCAUACCCACUACAGCUCAUUAUAGUGUGUCAUGGGUGUCAUCCAGGUAAUGUUAACCGUACACAAUAUCUGUCAAAAGAUGUCAAUCCUUUUACUACAGUGACAAUGGGUGUUAAUAAAUAACCCUGUUUGACAAUAAUGUGCAGUACAAUAUAUAUUAUUUUAUUAAUGUACUAUUUUGCUUAUUAUGUGUCAGAAAGGAAAUAUAUGAAUUAUUAGUUGUUGUUUUUUAUGGUACGUUUCUACAAUACAUUUUUUUUUCUUUUUUUUUUUUUUCUUGACAGCCCAAAUGGGUUUACAAAAAAAGACAUGGGAGAAUUUACUGUCAUGCAUUCUCUAACUGGAUGGCUACCAGAGGUCAUUCCACUUGAGUAAGUAACAAUUUUUAUUUUACCUAAAAUUCAUAUCCUGUUUGCAAAUUUAAAUAUACAAACCGUGUGCUUAUAUAAAAAUCAUAAUGUACAACGUUUACAGCUUACUUAGUUUACAGAUUUACUGCCUUUCAUAUUAAUAGCAGCCAUUGUCAAUAGUCUCUCUCUUCGUCAUGUUGGUGUUUCCACUCUAAAGCAGGGGUUCCCAACCUAGUCCUCAAGUGCCCCCUAACAGGCAAGGAUUUAGGGAUUACCCAGUUGUGUCUAUGGUAUUUUUAGAAAAAAUUUAAAUAAAUAACCACUUUGGACACAACAGUCCAAUCCCUAAAUCCUAGACUGGUAGUGGGUACUUAAAGAUUGGGUUGGGUAACCUCUGCUCCACUAGGAUCUAUAUUUCUGCCAUAAAUGUGCAGAAAUAUAGAUCCUAGUGGAUGUGUUGUGAAUUUUAUUGUAUGGAAACAGCAGCUGGUUAUUAACAUUAUCAACACUCAUAUUAGAGAUGGUUCUUAGUAAAUAAUUGUGACAAGCAUAAAACAAUCUAGAGUUACAUAUAGUUACAUAUAUAUAGUUACAUAUAUAAAAGCUAAUAAAAGACUUGCGUCCAGGGCCAGAUUAACAUUGGGAUGAGUGGAACUUUAGCUCCAGGCCCAUCAUGCUGAGACAGGCCCACACUCAGGGGAGGCUGACCAGUCAGGCACUUCGGUCAUGGACUGAGGGCCCAUGGCAGUCACAGGCCAGGGUGCUGCAGAAGUUAUGGGGCAAAUAGUAAGAUCAGCUGAUCUCCCCAACCAGUCCUGCAAUUUUUAAAACUCCUUUGUUAAAUGUAGGCAGCUAAAAUCUUGUUUGGCUUCAGUGAGUAUGGACAGUGGCUGGGAUAGAAUUUUAGAUUCCUAUUCCACCACUUGAAACACAGAUAGCCGGCUGCACUGGAAGGAGCCUGACAAGAUAGCAGGACAAACAAAAGUUUAAUGUAAGAAAGGGAGGUUUGUUCAAAAAACUCUGAUCUCAUGGAUAUCAAAUUAUUGCAAACACAACACAAGGUUAUCAGAGAAUGAUAAAUAGUAAAGUAGGUAAAACACAGAAUAAAAGGUGCUACAAUCACCGUGAUACACAAUGUGUAUCACUCCAAACACACAGAAAACAGUGAAAUAUACAAUAAAUAGUGGUGAGAGCACACUGUAAAUAAAAUGUUACCACAAAUAGCACAUACAAUAGAUGAAUCUAAAAACAGAAAGAAACAUACACAUAGGGUAAUAAAUUUAAAACUGGGUAAUUAAUAAAAUCAAUGUUGGAUCCACUCACAUGGUUCUGAGCCACUCCACAAGCUGGCUCAGACUAAAAGCUGAAUAGCAUAAGGAAUGGUGGCUACUUUGGUAAGCAGGGCCGCCAUCAGGGCAUGACAACCGUGACAAUUGUCACGGGCCCUGCGGCCCUGGGGGGCCCGGCCGCCCGGGCCCCACGUGGAUCAGCGGAACUGCCGCCGGUGCAUCUGCACCGGGGCCCACACGCUGAUGGGGCCCAUCAGGUGGCCCCAAUCAUUUAGGGCCACCCAAUGGGCCCUAUUAUCUUCAGGGGCCCGUUUAGCGCUGUAAUAGCGCGACCGGGCCCCUUUAAAAAAAAAAAAAAAUGCAGCCGGAAGCAAGUGCUGCUGGGAGGAAGUGACGUCCGGUCACUUCCUCCCACUUUACUCCUCGCGGGAAGGAGGAUGCAGCCUGAGGAGAGGCAGCCGAUGCCCAUCAUCCCCAGCCACCCUCCUGCGACGAAAUGGUAAGAAAGAGAGGAGGGUUGCUGGGGAUGAAGUGUAUGUAUGUAUGCCAGUGUGUGUAUGCCAGUGUAUGUGUGUAUGUAUGCCAGUGUGUGUAUGCCAGUGUAUGUGUGUGUGUGUAUGCCAGUGUGUGUAUGCCAGUGUGUAUGCUGGUGUAUGAAUGCCAGUGUAUGUGUGUGUGUAUGCCAGUGUCUGAAUGCCAGUGUAUGUGUGUGUGUAUGCCAGUGUCUGAAUGCCAGUGUAUGAAUGCCAGUGUGUGUGUAUGCCAGUGUAUGAAUGCCAGUGUAUGUGUAUGUAUGCCAGUGUGUGUAUGCCAUUGUGUGUGCCAGUGUAUGUGUGUAUGUAUGCCAGUGUGAUGUGUGUGUGUGUAUGCCAGUGUGUGUAUGCCAGUGUAUGUGUAUGAAUGCCAGUGUAUGUGUGUAUGAAUGCCAGUGUAUGUGUGUAUGAAAGCCAGUGUAUGUGUGUAUGUAUGCCAGUGUGUGGAUGCCAGUGUAUGUGUGUAUGUAUGUAUGUAUGCCAGUGUGUGUGUAUGCCAGUGUGUGUAUGCCAGUGCGUGUGUGUAUGCCAGUGCAUGUGUGUAUGUAUGCCCAUGUAUGCCAGUGUAUGUGUGUGUGUGUAUGCGUGUGUGUAUGUAUGCCAGUGCGUGUAUGCCAGUGUGUGUCUGUAUGUAUGUAUGCCUGUCGGUAUGUAUGUAUAUAUCAAUAUGCAGUAUGUAUAUGUAUGUUUGUCAGUAUGUAUGUCUGCUUGUAUAUGUGUGUGUGUUUCUCAGCAUCUCCCUAUGCAUGUGUGUAUGUCUGUUUCAGUAUUUGUAUCUGUUAGUGUGUGUAUUCCUGUGGGCGGGAUUUGGAGGCAGGCUUGAAGGGGGGCCCAGACCUUGAGCUGUGUUAGGGGCCCCAAAAUUUCUGAUGGCAGCCCUGUUGGUAAGGAUCUGAAUACUCAGCCUUUUUCUUAGGGUGCAGCACCAAAAGAAACCCCAAGUUAUUGGAUGUAGGUGUGUAAAAGCACCAGAGGCUUUAUUAAACAAACUGACAGGAUACCUUACAAUUAAAAUAAAAGAUAGUCCACCUCCACAUGAUGCGUUUCGGCUGGUUUGCCUUUCUCAAAAGUGGUUCCAUUGUGAGUGUCUUCAUGUUCCUCCUUUUUAAAAAACUGUUUUGGCGCCUUGUUCUGAACGCCCGGUUGUUACUUCCGGGUUCCGGAUGCUUACAUGUUCAAACGUCCAUAUCUCUUUUUACGUCUGAUGUCGUGCUCGACUAGAGUUCCGGCACUCAAGUUGAAAGCUUGAAUUUGUCAUUAUGAGUUCUAUAUACAUGAUCCAUACACAGUUAGGAAGUCCGCCAUACUUUUGGUGGUAUAUAAGAGGCAUGAUACAUAGCGAUAUCAGAAAGUGAUAAACUACUUGUGCAUAAUUUAAAACAUAUAAAUCACAAGAAUGAACAUUAAUAUAUAUAUUAUACAUGUUAAAAAUGUCUAAUACAAGUAGAACGUUAAAAGGAGUAUCAACCUAAGAAUAAAUCAGAUCUCAUGGGAGAUAAAAUUAUGAGGAAGAAAAGUAAGAGGAAUAUUAAACAUAUAUGAAAUCAUCUUACAAAAAUAUAUUUAAAACAUAGCAUUUUAAUAAUAAAAAAAUAAUUUAAAAAUUAUUAAAUAAUUAAAAAUAUGAAUUCAAUCUGUGGGGUAAUAAGAUAUUGAGAUUAACAAUCCAUUUCAUCUUAGAUUUACUAUGGAGGCUAUCUAUAUUCCCUCCUCUCCAGUGUGUUUUCAUUUUUUAGACUUAUCCAUUUAUGGUGAACACAACCAAUUAAAAAGUAAAGCUUUUUUAAAGCAAGUCGACGUUAACAGUUUUAUUGAUUUUACCAGUUGCCAUUUUAGACCAUGGUUAACCAACAUUCCCAAGGGCCAAUUUUUAAGAUUGAAACGUAAUUCACAACACUAUAAAGAACAAGCAUUGAUUCUUAAAACGCACUUUGUUGCCAAAGGAUAUGAUUCAGAAAAGAUACCGAAGGUUUAUGAGGAAUUUGAAAACAAACCGAGGCAGGAACUUAUAAAAUAUAGAGUCAAACCACAAAAGGAUAAAGACAAUAAAGAAGAGAUCCCACUAACUUUUCAUUGUAAUGCCAACAGUUUUAAUCUACAAAAAAAAAAAAAUUAAGAAAAAUUGGCAUAUUCAGGAUAUUCAGAAUUUUAUAAGGAGUAAAACCCAUUUUAUUUUUAGUCUAAGUCUAAAUUAAAAUAAUUUCAACACAUAGUUUUUUAGAUAAAACUGUAAGGAGAAAAAAAAAUUGUGGUUUUUAUUAUUGUAAGAACUGCAGGGAUUUCACUUUAAGAUAUUUUAAAAAGCAUAUUAAAAAUGAUUUUAAAAAAAGACCAUUAUAACAUAAAAUAUUUUAUAACGUGCAAUACUAAAAAUGUGAUUUAUAUGUCCCUUCGGUGUCCAAUAUGUUGGAAAAACAUCCCGGUCUCUUAAGAGAAGAAUUCGAGAACAUAUUUAUAAUAUUAAUAGAAAAUGUAAUUUACAUAGUGUCUCAAAGCAUUUUUUAGAAAAACAUAAUCGAAAUCCGCAGGGACUAGAUUUUAUUGGUAUCGAAGCAGUUAAAACACACUAGAGAGAGCCUCCUGACUAAAUCUGAGAUGAGAUGGAUUUUUAAUCUCAAUAUCUUAUUACCCCACGGUCUGAUUUCAGAUUUUGAAAUCAAUUCAUGUUUUUAAUUAUUUAAACAUUUUCUGAUUAUUUAAUUAUUAAAAUGCUAUGUUUUAAAUAUAUUUUUGUAAGAUGAUUUCACAUAUGUUUAAUAUACCUCUUUCUUUUCUCCCUAAUAAUUUUUUCUCCCUUGAUUAUUUAUUUUUAGGUCGAUACUCCUUUUAAUGUUCUAUUUGUAUUAGGCAUUUUUAACAUGUAUUAUAUAUAUUGAUGUUCAUUCUUGUGUGAUUUAUAUAUUUUAAAUUAUGCACUAGUAGUUUAUCACUUUCCGAUAUCGCUAUAUAUCAUCCUUCUUUAUAUACCACCAAAAGUAUGGCAGACUUCCUAACUGUGUAUGGAUCAUGUGUAUAGAACUCAUAAUACACAUAAUGAAAAAUUCAAGCUUUCAAUUUGAGUGCCGGAACUCAAGCUGGGUCCGACGUCAGACGUAAGAAGACAUAUGGACGUUUGAACACGUAAGUAUCGCGAACCCGGAAGUAACGACCAGGCACUCAGAAUUAGGCGCCAAAACAGUUUUUUAAAAAGGGGGAACAUGAAGAUACUCACAACAGAACCACUUUUGAGAAAGGCAAACCAGCCGAAAUGCAUCAAGUGGAGGUGGACUGUCUAUUAUUGUAAAUGUAAGGUAUUCUGUCAGUUUGUUUAAUAAAGCCUGUGGUGAUUUUACACACCUACAUCCAAUAACUCGGAGUUUCUUUUGGUGCUGCACCCUAAGAAAAAGGCUAAGCUGUAAACCUGCAUAUCCAUAUCCUUACCAAAGUGGUCACCAAUCCCUUUGCUAUUCAGCUUUUAGUCUGAGCCAGUUGUGGAGUGGCUCAGAACCAUGUGAGUGGAUCCAACAUUGAUAUUAUCAAUUACCCAGUUUUAACUUUAUUACCCAAUGUUUAUGUUCCUUUCUGUUUUUAGAUUCAUCUAUUGUAUGUGCCAUUUGUGGUAACCUGUUAUUUACAGUGUACUCUCACCACUAUUUAUUGUAUACAACAGAGGAUUAUCCCACCCAAAAAAUCAUUUUUUUUUUUGUUUUUUAAUUUGUAAUUUUUGGUGUGCGUUAUGAUAACAGAAGAUAUACAGUAUACACCUAAAAAAUAACCAUGAUAUCACAUUUCACGUAGAGUAUAGUGUAUAGACUGGUCAGCACGUUUUUGAAGGGCUAUUAAAUGAGAUUAGAAAAACAGAGUAGUGUAAUUAAGACAGCAGAGUAACUUUAACCCCUUAAGGACCAAACUUCUGGAAUAAAAGGGAAUCAUGACAUGUCACACAAGUCAUGUGUCCUUAAGGGGUUAAGUAACUUUCCAAUUGCACAGAGUGGGUUCACAUGAGCGAUCCCACGAGGCUACCUUCGAUACUUAGGUGAAAGUCCCCCAUUACAUAUCUAAAUAAGGUUUUCCACCCCCACAUCUUGCAGUGUCUGUGCCAUUUGGGCUCUGUUUGCUUGAAGGAGUGUGCUGGCAACACCAUGGGUAUGCGUUUAACAGGUUUGUGUAAUUUAGCUUGCUGCUCCCUAGAUGCUAUUUUCUUCCAAAACUUAGCCUAGAGGUCGUUCAGCUUGGCCAUGAUAUCAGGCUUCUCAACAUUUCGAGCACACGUGGCGGUGGCCAUUUUGCAGGACUUUGCUUCUUCCAGCUGCUCGCAGAGCUCCAUCUUUGGGGCCUUUGCAGAUGGUUUGCCUCUCAGGAUUGGACCGGGAUAACCUCCACCGGUCCGGGGGGAGGAAGAGGAGGGGGAGCAGGGUGUCUGCCCCUCCAAAACGCUUGGGUAAGAUAUCAGGCUUGUCACCAGGUCACCCCUGAUUUAGGUAGUGCACCCCGGUUUGUUUUUUGUCUCGAGUUUGGCGAGUAUCUGUAGGAAAUCGGCAAGUAAAGCGGGAGCCUAGCUUUCAUGCGACUGCUCAGCUUGCUGGCUUGCCCUGCCCCUCUCUCCCCCCAAAAUAUAAAUAAAUAGAAAAUCUUUGUUAAACAUGUAUAUUGCACAAUUAUGGCGGCACCCUUUUAGUCAAUACUUUGUGCUUCCUCCCCUUUGCCAAGAUAACAUCUCUGAGUCUUCUCCUAUGUAGCCUGAUAUUUAUUGAGAAAUGGUUUUAGUAUCAAGGAAUCAAAGUAGUACAUGCACAACUCUAGCAAUUUCCUAGCAUGAAUACUACACUCCAUUAUUAAUCAUUAUCUACCAAACACAUCCUUCCAACUGUAGAGGUGGGGUCACAUGUAAUAUAAUAUGUGAUCUAUUACAGUAUAGUAAAAAGAGAAGAAUAUGCUGAAUAAAUUUAAAAAUGUUAUCAGUUAUAUGAAUUUUUUUAACAUGUUCAGUUGUCCAGUUACAUUUUCUUUUUCUCUUACAUUAAAGGGAUACUAUAAUAACCAAAACCACUUUGGUUUAAUGAAGCAGUUUUUGUGUACAGAUCAUGCCCUGCUGUCUCAUUGCUCAAUUCUCUGCCAUUUAGGUGUUACUUCACUUUGUUUAUACAACCCUAGCCACACCUCCGUGCAUGUGACUUCCUAAACAUUUCCUGUCAACAGUCUACUAAUGUUUUCACUUCCUUUAUUGUAAAAUCUGUUUCAUUUUGAAUUUCUUAUCUCCUGUUCUGUGAAUUGCUUGCUAGAUCCUGCAGGUACUUAACUCACAGCAAAUUACAGAGCAGGAGAUAAAAAACUUUUAAAGUAAGUUGCAUCUAAUUAUUUUGUUUUCAUGCAGGCUGUUUCAAUCACAGCAAGAGGCUGGCUAGAGCUGUGUAGACAGAAACAAAAGUGAUUUAACGAUUUAAAUAGCAGAUAAUUGAUCAGUGAAUCUUCAGAGGCAUGAUCAAUACACAAAAACGGCUUCAUUAAGCUAAAGUUGUUUUGGUGACUUUAUGACUAUAGUGUCCCUUUAACCUCAAUAAAAUAUGCCACAGAUGCUAGUUGACUCCCUUUAUAUAUCAGUCUCAGGCAGAAAUAUGAAUGCAGUGUAAGUGUCCCAUUUUUUUUCUAUACGAUUCUCAAUAAUAUAUUUCCAUAUGUUAAUCUUAUAGAAACAAAUGAGCCUUAUUUAGCUUUGUAAUUCGACUAAUAACAAAAACGACUCUGUAGAAUAAAAGCGUGGCAUUUCAUUAACACCUCUCUAAGUAUUUUUGUAUUUAUUGUAAUAAACCAUACAUAUAUAUUUGUAGAUUAUAACUUAGCUCCUUUACGUACAUAUACACGUUUUAUAUAAUAUUGUAAUAUUUCUAUCUUGUUUCAGCAAUGAUUAUUUAAAUGAUGUCUGGACUCUCUUGAAAAGGAUAGUUCCUGAGUUUCGGUUACCUAGUGAUGAAAAUCCUGAAUCCAAAGGUCCUAUAGCACAGGAAAAGCCAAAGGAAAACAUGCAAACUGAAGUAAAGGCUGACCUGCAAGUACCUAUAAUUAUUAAACCAGCUGAGAAGACCAACAAAGGUUAGACUAUAGGUCUUGUUUGAACCACAAAGGUUGUAUUAGUGUUGAGGACGGGAAGGGGCUUCAUUUAGAGUCCCUCUACAAAGAUUAAUUGGAUAGAAUGAAGUCCUGACAUUGACAUACUUAUAAAGUUCAUCGUAUUGCACAAGUAUGUAGAGUAUUGUAGAAGAUUUAUAUUCCUCUUAGUCUUAGUAAUUAUUAUCAUAUACUCUCAGGAGACCGCUAUUUGGAUUUUUUGGUGAGAACUAUACCAAGCUAACAAAUGGGGAAUUUUAUAAUAUUAUAAUGUAAUUUUCAGCUUCUUACUUCUCAAUUUAUUUUACUGAUAAGAUAUUCAUUUUUAAUGGUUUAAAUGUGAUUAUUUAGGGUAGUUUAAUGUAUUCUCCAGAAAGGCCUGCGUCUUAUUUUUUUUAAUUUUGUGAUAUUUUCCUAGUUUUGUGUUCUUUACAAAUUUAGUAUGCUUUUACCCUUGGUAUUAAGGUAAAUUGUGCCAACCUUAUUAUGUUUCUCAGAUUGAUCCUAGUCAGAUUGUGCAGCAAUUAAAAUUUGUGUACAGCAGCUACAAAUUAUCGCGGGGAGUUAUUUGAAAAAUGAAUUUUUGUUUCAGUGCUUUGAGCAGCCCGUGGGUAUACUCCAAGAAAUCACAAUGCUUUCUUGGGGCACAUGAAAGCAAAAAAGAAAUACAUACUGGUUGUUUACCUCUGUUUUACAGAAUCUUAUUAAAGAUAGAAUACAAUCUGUACAACAUACACUGUGAGUCCAGUUUGCAAUACACAAGGAAAAAUACAAUAAAUAAUAUAUAGCGUGUAAGAGUGAUUAUACACAGAAAGUUAUAUUAACCUGCAAGUGUCUGGAAUACUGUGAAACCUAACAAGCAGUGUGUAAUAGAUAACCAAUAGUGAUGUCCCGAACGGUUCGCCGAAUGGUUUGCGAACGGUUCGCCACGGACUCAUCAUUGAGUAAACUUUGACCCUGUACCUCACAGUCAGCAGACACAUUCCAGCCAAUCAGCAGCAGACCCUCCCUCCCAGACCCUUCCACCUCCUGGACAGCAUCCAUUUUACAUUCAUUGUGAAGCUGCAUUCUUAGUGAGCUGUCCAGGAGGUGAGAGGGUCUGGGAGGGAGGGUCUGCUGCUGAUUGGCUGGAAUGUGUCUGCUGACUGUGAGGUACAGGGUCAAAGUUUACUCAAUGAUGAGUCCGUGGUGAACCGUUCGGGACAUCACUAAUAACCAACAUUUACACAUAUACCAAACUUUAGAGUGGCUGGGUUUAAAGGGUCACUCCAGACCCCUAAAGCACUUUAGAUUACUGAAAGGGUUUGUGUGUGAAGAGCUUGUCCACUAUUUUUCAUUUUGAAAAAAUUGCAUAUUUCAAUAGAAAUUUACACUUUUAUAAAUUGACUUGUUUUAUUUAAAUUAACCCAUGCAGUCCUGUUACUUCCUGGUUUGGCUAGCUCAGUGGAGCUAAACUCAUAAAGCAGCAACUGUCAAGAGCACCUGUUGACACAGAAUGUCUGGGCGGGAUUAGAAGGGGAGGGUUUUUAAAGACAGCAGAAAAUAGAACUGUAGGUUUUGCAAGCUGUUUUUCGAUAUACCACCAAUGAAAAAAAUGCAUAAUAAAAUGUGUGCAAGUUUUCGUUUGGGGUAUAUCUACUAAACAUUUUAUUUUGUAUUUUGUGUGGAGUGUGAGAACUGGAAUAGCGAGGUACAAUAACAGAGUCAAGGAGUAUAGAUAAGAGAACAGUCUUGUUCUCUGUAAUGUCACAAGAUGAGCAAAAACCAGCUUGAGAUCUGAGCGGGGACCCACCGAAGGGCUGGCUAUUUCAGCUGCUGCCCGUUCUCAGUAUACUCUUACGACCCAUUUUUUGCUCUCCGAACAGUCAUUAAUAGCCAAGAUAAAAAACAGAAAUACUAUGAGAGAAAUAUAACCUGCUUAUUGGCAAUCAAAAUAGAACUAUAACAGGGCAAGGACCCGUGCCAUGGCAAACUAUUUCUAGUCUGGCACUUUAACAUUAUAGCCAUAACCCCAAAAUGUUAGACAUAACCAAUUUUGGCAGGCCAUAACUUCAUCAGCGUCAUGAUGUUGUCACGCAUACGCGCUUCUUAAAUGAACGGUGCUACAGCAGCCAGUGUUUGUACCGCUGGAGAGAGGAGAGGGAUUAUGUGGAAGGUCCCCAGCCACUUGUUAUUGUCACCCAGGCUGCUGCACCCCAUGUAAAAAACAAGGUACCCUGACACCAAGUUGUGCUCGGAGCAUAAGAGGAGCCUGACAUCUUCAGCAACAUGGGAUGGGUGGUGGGAGGGAGAGGGAACCUGCAGUGCCGGGAAAACGGUUUGUUUUCCUGGCACUGGAGAGUCCCUUUAAUUUCAUCUCUGUCAAAAGUACAGCAACGUAAUUUUAUAUUACAGAACUAUCACUUCCAUCAUUUUCUUUUCAGAGUCCCUUAUCCUUAUUUUUGUUCUGAGAAUCUCGCAUGCACUUUUUAUUUCAUUCUCUCCUAUCCUCGCCAUUUUAAAGUCCCAGUUAUCUUACCCUAAGAAACUACAUGUACAGGAAUUGUCCAUCAGUCUAAAUUUCACUCAGUCCAUUCAUUUUAACAUGCAAAUUGUAGUCUCAAUAAUAGCUGAAGAAAAUUGUUUUGUAGAAAAGCUUCUCAGUCCUGCAGUCACUGCCUUGCUGCAUCCCUCAAAUUAUUAAGUACCCACUGUGCAAAAACAUGAUUACAUGUUUUAGAUAAUAUAAUUUUCUAGCCACAAUGCUGGAAAUGUAUAUAUUCAAUUUUAUUGUUAUAAUUACUAGAAUUCAUGUUCAAUUAUUUAUGCUUUCGGUGUAAAAAUACAAAUGACAAAUAUUCCUUCCUCAAUAAACAAUAUCCUGUGCAUACUUUUCAUCAGAUCCACCAAAUUCAACAUGGCUGCGUGCUUUGCUUUUGGGGGUUUUAUCUUAAAGUUUAGUAUUCCUAGUAGUAUAGCUCCUCUGCCUCCCCCUUCCCUCAUGACCCUGCCAAUAAAAAGUUAAAAACUCUUUAUUUACUUACCUGAACCCAGCACUGAUAUCCCUUGGCCCUGGGACGAUGUUACUGUGUAACACACCAACAUGCAGAGUUCAGGACAGCAAGAAACAAAACAAUGAAAUAACGUAUAACUGGGCCUCAGAAUGGCCAGACUUAAUGUAGACAGAGAAAAAGUGCAGUCAAUAGUGAGCCAAGGUCAGGGUAACAGAGAGACAAUGAAACUGAGAACUAGCCAGAGUCAGGUACACGGUAAUCAGGCAGACAACACAGAAAAGGUUAAACAUAAACGCAGAGUCAGUAACAAAGCCCAGGUCAAUACCAGAAUAAAAUGUUGUAGUAGUUUAAGAAACACACUAAAGGGUGCUUGGACAGAAACCACAAUAGGGCACAGUGUACAGGGCUAGAGAGAUUUAAAUACCUUUAAGUUAAUUUGAUUGGUCCACGUCAUGCCUGCACCCCACAAACGUAUGUGCAUGGGGCCGCCCGAAUGACAUAGACCAAUGAGAGCCUGAUACUAUCUGGGGAUCCCAUCACCCCCUUAAGAGCGUGUUCUUAAUACUGCAGUACCCAUCUUGAAGACAUUCCUACCGGGCGGGAAGGAACAGGCUUGCCAUAAAAUCAGGAGUGGAAUGCCCUUAGCAGGUGAGGGGCAUGAAUAUCACAUGCGGAAACCAACAGAAUCCACCAAGAAACGCUGAACCUGCUCCAAAGUCCUUUGCAAACCAGCUAAAUGUUUGUCCUGAACCAGCAUUCCCAGCAAAGAGAAUGCAGAUGGGAGAACAGGAUGCCGGCCAUCAACAAUGUAAAAAAGGACUGUUACCGGAAGACUAGUGAGCAGGAUUAUUAUGAACAAAUUGAGCCCAAGGGAGCAGGACAGCCCAAUCAUUCUGGUGGUGGGAAACAAAACAGCAAAGAUAUUGCUCUCGGACAAGCAUGUCAAACUUGCGGGACUUUGGUACAAAAUUGCCCCCCUUCUACCUCUGAGGCAUCCUUUUUAUGACUGUGCUCCUUACUCAAUUUGUAUUUGCAUUUAUUUGGGAUUUUCAGGAUAGAGCCUUAUGUAAGUGAGCACCAAAUACCUUGUUCUCACAGAGCUCCAUUUGGGGCUAGUUCGCAUUUAUUAUUGGAGUGUGCCUACCUUGCUUUAUUUUUACUAUCUUUCCAGGUUUAGGCAGAGUUACUAUAUGGGCCAUUAACAUCUCUGAUGGCAUAUUUCAUUGUUUUAUCAUGUAAUUAAAUGUUUGUUCCAAAUUUGGCGUUAUAACUAUAGAAACAUUUUAAUAAUAUACAUAUGUAAACCCGUCUGGGCCUAGUGACUUCCUAAGUGGUAAUAAUUCUAUGGUCUGCUGAAUCUCCUGGGCAGAGAUCGGAGCACUCACAACUUUUUUAUGAGGUUGAAUAAGGGAUGGCAAAUUAGUCCAUUUGAGAAAUUGGUCAAUUUCUUGUAAUGACAGAAAUGUCUAUCAUAUGAAGGUUGUAGAGUAAUUUCUAAGAAUUUGCCAGCUCAUUAUUUAUGUCUUGUGGAUUUGUCAGUUUUCCACGUGUAUUUGUCCUUAAAUAAGAUAUUCUUGUUUUUGCCUCAUGUUGCUGUAGUUUAAGGGCUAAUACUUUCCCUGUUCUAUUGUCCUCAGUGUAUUCUCUUAUUUUUAAUCUUUGAAGUAUUUGAAUAGUUUUAGAAAAAUGUAUAUCAUUAAUUAAUUUAGUCAGGUGAGCUAUAUGUCUUUGCUGUUGAUCUGAAGAAGCUAAAAGAUUAAACAUAGUUGUAUUCCUAAUUCACGCAAUAGUUCUAUAUAUUUUUUCCUCUCUGCCCGUUUUACAUAAGAAGCCUGGCUUAUAAAUUAACCCCAAAGCACUGAGUUAUGUGCUUGACAAACAACAAUUGGAGUGACAUCCUCUGUAUUAUUUACUUUAAAAUCAUUUUUUAAUUCUGUCAAAAUUUGAUUUUUAAAAGCUUUAAAGGAAUCAUUAAGUCCCCAGGUUGCCCUUGUCCUCUAUAUUUACUUUGAUCCUUAAGUGCUAAUGUUAUAGGCGCGUGGUCUGACCACUCUAUAUUUCCUCUAACGCUUUGUGUAACUAAUGGUAGUAGAGCUCCUGAAACAAAAUUAAUUCUGGAGUGGGUUUUAUACACUGGUGAAAAAUUGGUAUAGCUUCUUUCACCCAGAUGCAGAGUUCUUCAUACAUCAUACAACCCAAAGUCCAUAAUCACUUUAAGUAAGGCUUUACAUUGGGGCUUAAGUGUACGAUAUUACGGAGAUGUUGUAAGUAAUGUAGUAUCUACCUGAGGGUCCAUGAUGUCAUUUAGAUCACCACAUACUAUCAAUGUCCCAAUCUGAGAUGGAGUUAAUUUUUCUAGAAUUUUAUAUAAAAAUUUCUAUAUUGAUCAUUAGAACUAUAAAUAUUUACAAUAGUAUGGGAUAUAUAAUUUAUCAAACAUUGCAAAAUGAUAUAUCUACCUUGGCUAUCUAUUUUAAUGUUCAAUAAUUCAAAGGAAAGUGUUUUGUGUACAAGUAUUGAAACACCUCUAGAUUUAGAAGAAUGGGUAGUACGAUAUUGUAUCGGAUAUUCUCUGUGUCCAAAGGUUGGCACUCUGUUUCUCACAAAGUGAGUGUCCUGGACACAGAGAAUAUCGAUUUGUGUUCUUCUAGUAAUAUACGUAUUUUAUUAAAUGUGUUAUGUCCUUGUGCAUUAUGUGAACUUAUUUUCAUAUAGCUUAUAUAAAAAUUUUCACUUAAUUGAUUAAUUAACUUAAAAUUCUAUAAUUUUUUGUAAACCUAGUUCACUUAAGUUUACAAAAAACCAUAACUAAACUACUAAAAUGUUUUUGCAUAUACACUGCUCAAAAAAAUAAAGGGAACACUUAAACAACACAAUGUAACUCCAAGUCAAUUACACUUCUGUGAAAUCAAACUGUCUACUUAGGAAGCAACACUGAGUGACAAUCAAUUUCGCAUGCUGUUGUGCAAAUGGGAUAGACAACAGGUGGAAAUUAUAGGCAAUUAGCAAGACAUCCCCAAUAAAGGAGUGGUUCUGAAGGUGGUGACCACAGACCACUUCUCAGUUCCUAUGCCUCCUGGCUGAUGUUUUGGUCACUUUUGAAUGCUGGCGGUGCUUUCACUCUAGUAGUAGCAUGAGACGGAGUCUACAACCCACAGAAGUGGCUCAGGUAGUGCAGCUCAUCCAGGAUGGCACAUCAAUGCGAGCUGUGGCAAGAAGCUUUGCUGUGUCUGUCAGCGUAGUGUUCAGAGCAUGGAGGCACUACCAGGAGACAGGCCAGUACAUCAGGAGACGUGGAGGAGGCCGUAGGAGGGCAACAACCCAGCAGCAAGACCGCUACUUCCGCCUUUGUGCAAGGAGGUACAGGAGGAGCACUGCCAGAGCCCUGCAAAAUGACCUCCAGCAGGCCACAAAUGUGCAUGUGUCUGCUCAAGCGGUCAGAAACAGACUCCAUGAGGGUGGUAUGAGGGCACGACGUUCACAGGUGGGGGUUGUGCUUACAGCCCAACACCGUGUAGGACAUUUGGCAUUUGCCAGAGAACACCAAGAUUGGCAAAUUCGCCACUGGCGCCCUUUGCUCUUCACAGAUGAAAGCAGGUUCACCCUGAGUACAUGUGACAGACGUGACAGAGACGCUGUGGAGAACGUUCUGCUGCCUGCAACAUCCUCCAGCAUGACCGGUUUGGCAGUGGGUCAGUAAUGGUGUGGGGUGGCAUUUCUUUGGGGGGCCGCACAGCCCUUCAUGUGCUCACCAGAGGUAGCCUGACUGCCAUUAGGUACCGAGAUGAGAUCCUCAGACCCCUUGUGAGACCAUAUGCUGGUGUGGUUGGCCCUGGGUUCCUCCUAAUGAAAGACAAUGCAUUGAUGCUAUGGACUGGCCCGCCCGUUCACCAAACCUGAAUCCAAUUGAGCACAUCUGGGACAUCAUGUCUCGCUCCAUCCACCAACGUCACGUUGCACCACAGACUGUCCAGGUCUGGGAGGAGAUCCUUCAGUAGACCAUCCACCACCUCAUCGGGAGCAUGCACAGGCAUUGUAGGGAGGUCAUACAGGCACAUGGAGGCCACACACACUACUGAGCCUCAUUUUGACUUGUUUUAAGGACAUUACAUCAAAGCGGGAUCAGCCUGUAGUGUGUUUUUCCACUUUAAUUUUGAGUGUGACUCCAAAUCUAGACCUCCAUGGGUUGAAAAAUUUGAUUUCCAUUUGUUAAUUUUUGUGUGAUUUUGUUGUCAGCACAUUCAACUAUGUAAAGAACAAAGUAUUUAAGAAGACUAUUUAAUUCAUUCAGAUCUAGGAUGUGUUAUUUUUGUGUUCCCUUUAUUUUUUUGAGCAGUGUACAUAAAACCUGAGAUGAUCCAAAUCCUCCAUUUGUUGCUAAUUAUAUGAACAAACAUGUUAUAACAAUACUCAUGCAUAGAAUCUAUUCUAAUCACUAUUAAAGGCAAUUACGGAAUUAACCUUGUUAUCAUUUUAUUGGGAAGAGGAAAAUGGUAUAUGUAAUGUAAAAGGAAAAAGUAAAAAAUAAAGAAAAAAAGUCUAUACAAAAAAACUCCAUAAGAGGUUUUAAAAAUAGUACCUUGGGGUUUUGAGCCCUCUAAGUCUCCUGGUGUGGUUAUAUGGGCCCACAGACCUUUUUAUAAUAUAUACUUUUUUAUGAGGUUGAAUAAGGGAUGGCAAAUUAGUCCAUUUGAGUGCGCUGGAUUGUGUAUUUUGUAUGAUAUAUAUAACAUACAAAAUACACAAUCAUUCACUAAACAGCAAUUUUAGGUCCCACAGAUUGUAAUAGUUUUAUUUAAAAACACCUCACCUAGGCAAAAAAUAAUGGGGAGACAGCCCCUGGAGGCAGACUUUCUCUGGAACUGCAAUAUUUAACAUUGCAGCACUAGGUGCGAUAGGAACACUGUACCCAGACCAAUUCAAUGAGCUAAAGUGGUCUGGGUACCUAUAGUGUCCAUUUAACUGUGUGUGCUCACUGAAGGGUGUAAUAUUUUUUAUUUAUUGUAUAAAUGUUUAUUUAACCCCUUCAGACCGGAGGGUGUACUAUUACGCCCUAUUUUAGGUGGCUCUAAACGCCGCCGGGCAUAACAGUACGCCCUCCGGUCUUUCAUUACUUACCCGGUUGGGGGGAGCCCCCCCGCAACACAUUCUCCUCCUGGCAGCCCCCCCGGCCAUUUGAGAGUGAGGUCCUUGCGAGGACCUCACAAUCACAUGGCCAGGAUAGCUGGCUGCUGCAUUGCCAGCAGGGGGACUGCCUGUAAUGACAGGUAGUCCCCCUGCUGGCUGGAAAUAAAAAUAAAAUAAAGUUAAAAAGUGUAAAAAAAAAAUAUAUACUUAGAUCAUAUAUAUAAUAUAUAUAUAUAUAUAUGAUCUAAGUAUAUAUAUAUAUAUAUAUAUACACAUAUACAUACACUGUCUAGGUGUAUUUUACUAUUAAUAUAUAUAAUUAUAUAUAUAUAUAUAUAUAUUAAUAUCAAAUUACACGUAGACUGAUACUGAUUAAAUAUAUAUAAUUAUUGUUAUAUAUAUAUUUAUAUUUAAUAUUAAAUUAAAUAUGUAAAUACGUUAAAAAAUAAAAUUAAAAAAAAUAAUUAAAAAAUAUAUAGAUGUGUGUUAUUUUGUUCUAACUGUAUUGUGAUAUUAAUAUAUAUAUAUUUAUAUCAAAAUACACGUAGAACGAAAUAAUAUAUAUAUCUAUAUACAUAAAUAUAAACGUAUAUAUCACUAUAUGUAUACGUGUAUAUAUAAAUAAAAAUAUUUAAAAAAAAUUAUAUAUAUAUAUAUAUAUAUACACAUAUAUAUUCACAUACGUAUAUAUAUACAUAUAUUAAUUCUACAUAUAUAUUUAUUUAAAUAUUUACAUAAUUAGGUAUCUUAAUUAAUUACAAUUAGCGGGACCUGCCUGACAACCCAUGCCGAAAGUAAAGGGAAUUUAAUUUGCUAGCACUAUAUUUAACCCUAUAACUUUCCAAGACACCAUAAAACCUGUACAUGGGGGGUACUGUUUUACUCGGGAGACUUCGCUGAACACAAAUAUUAGUGUUUCAAAACAGUAAAAUGUAUUACAACGAUGAUAUCGCCAGUAAAAGUGAAGUUUUUUGCAUUUUUCACGCACAAACCGCACUUACACGGACGAUAUUAUUGCUGCGAUACUUUUUACUGUUUUGAAACACAAUUGUUUGUGUUCAGUGAAGUCUCCCAAGUACAACAGUACCCCUCAUGUACACGUUUUAUGGUGUUUUCAAAAGUUACAGCGUCAAAUAUAAGGCUUGUUUUACAUUUUUUUUCACAUUAAAAUUCGCCAGAUUGGUUACGUUGCCUUUGAGACUCUAUGGUAGCCCAAGAAGGAAAAUUACCCCUAUGAUGGCAUACCAUUUGCAAUAGUAGACAAUCCAAGGUAUUGCAAACGGGGUAUGCCCAGUCUUUUUUAGUAGCCACUUAGUCACAAACACUGGCCAAAAUUGGCGUUUUUUGCAUUUUUCACACACAAACAAAUACUAACGCUAACUUUGGCCAGUGUUUGUGACCAAAUGGCUACUAAAAAAGACUGGACAUACCCAGGGCCGGAUUAACAUAGGGGCUGAUGGAGCUGCAGCUCCAGGCCCAGGCCCAGGCCCAUGGAAUAGGCCAAUUGAUUUAAAAAAAAAAAAAAAUUUUUUUUUUUACUUUUACAUUUUUUUUUCUCCACACACUACUCUUAGGGAUUCCACCUGGCUUUUAUUUUAUUGGCACAGCCAGUAUUUGAGGCUGCCUGGCUGGUGCCAAUAUUGCAGUGAUACUGGCAAUACAAAUGCUGGUAUUUUUCUCAGUAUAAACAAGAGAUUACUAUGCAAUACCAACACUGGCCAGUAGGGGUCGCUGUGUGUGGAGACAGACAGGGAUAGGAAGUUCCAGCAUAUCCCUCCCUGCCCAUCUAUACUCACUGAUCUGCAGGGGAGCAGCUACAGAGAGUCCAGACAGCAACUCCCACCCUGCAGAGACAGCCUACAGCUCAGGGAAGUAAUGGAUGGGGGGAAAGGCUGCAAGGAGACAUGGGGACACUGAGACACUAAGGGACAUUGGGAGACAUUAUGACACAGACACAUGGGGACACAGUGUCCCCAUGUCUCCCAGCCAGUGUCCCUGGUGUCUCGGUGCCCCCUAGUCUCCCAGUGACCCCAGUCUGCCAGUGUCUCACUGUCCCUAUGUCUCCUAGUGCCUCCAUGUCUCUCAGUGCCUCAAGUGUCACAAUGUCCCCAUGUCCCCCAGCCUGUGUCUCUAGUGUCUGUGUCCCUGGUGCCUGUGUCCCCAUGUCUUCAAGUGUCCCCUAUUUUCCCAUUGUCCCAAUGUGUCCCAGCCAGAGUCCCCUAGUCUCCCAGUGUCACUGGUGUCUACGUGUCCCAAGGUCUCCCCAUGUCCCCAGGUCUCCCCAUCUUCCUAGUGACAUGGGGACAAAGGGAGACAUGGGGCAUUGAGACACUGUGAUUCAUAGGAUCACUGGGAGACCUGGGGACACGACACUAGGAGACACUGGGAGACAUGGGGCACUGAGACACUGGAGUAAUCGACACUUGGGGGCACUGAGUCAUGAGGGCACUGGGAGACAUGGGGGCACUGGGAGGAAUCCAUCUAUACAGCAGAAUCAAACUAAGUAGUUUUUUGGUGAUUUUACAGAAUUUUCUCUUAUGUCACUCCUUGUGAUUUACAUGUGAUGUCACCCAUACAUAUUUAAUUAUGCAAAUUAGUAAGGCCGGUAUGUUUUUCCAAGAAAGGUGGUAACCCUAACUACUUUUCACAUACUCUUACUUAAGUAUGGAAACUUAAGAGUGAAGUAUGGGAACAAAACUUGUGUGGACUGGCUGACAAUGAAUAUAGUUAAAGGGACACUUUAGUCACCAGAACAACUACAGCUUAUUGAAUUUGUUCUGGUGAGUAGAAUCAUUUCCGUCAGGCUUUUUGCUAUAAACACUGUCUUUUCAGAGAAAAUGCAGUCUUUACAUUACAGCCUAGUGAUAACUUCACUGGCCACUCCUUAGAUGGCUGUUAGAGAUCCUUCCUGGGUCAUGGCUGCCUAAAAUGCAUCCAAACAUUCAGUGUCUCCUCCCUCUGCAUGCAGACACUGAACUUUCCUCAUAGAGAUUCAUUAAUUCAAUUCAUCUCUAUAAGGAGAUGCUGAUUGACCAGGGCUGUGUUUGAAUCAUGCUGGCUCUGACCCUGAUCUGCCUCUUUGUCAGUCUCAGCCAAUCCUAUGGGAAGCACUGUGAUUGGAUCAGGCCACCACUUCUAAUGAUGUCAGCAGACUGCUUGUUUUUAUGAGUCUAACAGCAUGCAGAGUUACAGCUUCAGGCUUGAAUAUAGUAAGAUUUUGCUAUAUUUAUGGAGGCAUGAGGGGCCCAGGGGGGCUAGAUGGUGGUGUUAACACUAUAGGGUCAUGAAUUCAUGUUUGUGUUCCUGACCCUAUAGUGAUCCUUUAAGGUAAUGCUGACUUUGGUCUCUCUAACACUGUGGCAUGUUCCCUUUCUUCUACACUCACUACAUACAGCUUUUCUCUGUCCCAGACUAUAUACCAGGAGCUUCUGCCAGCUAGUAAGAAGGUAAGGAGACAAGUGGACCAGCGAGUGCUAGGGGACAGUCCUUAGAAAGCGUUGAGCAAGCGCAUCAAUAGAUGCAUUUAUGCCACGCUCAGGGUGCUGUCUGUCAUAGUAUGCCCUUAGUUGGCCAGCUGCAUGAUUGGCAGGCAGCUGGCCUUCUAAUUCUUUGGGCAGACAUGUCCUCUUUUUGGGCAUGUUCGCCCCUUUUGGCAGGUUACGUAAUUUGUGUCAGUGGCACACCCUUUUACCAUGCCCAUUGACUUCCUGCUUGACUGGACACUGCUGUUGGGGGUUAUGGAUUUACUUGAAAGAUGAAAACAUAAAUUAGAGAGAGAUUAGCCUAGGGUAUGUGUUUUCUUAUAGCUGCUGUUUUCUUUCUCUCCAGCACCAUCUCCAUCAGAUACAUGACGCUUGGGAGUGUUUUACUGUUUUUGGUCGAUAUGAUUCUGUAAUUAGGCCCAUCCUAAUUGUCAGCACCAGGCCCACUGGGCUCUUAAUCUGGCCCUGGACAUACCCCAUUUGCAAUACCUUGGGUUGCCUACUAUUGCAAAUGGUAUGCCAUUAUGGGUGUAAAUUUCAUUCCUGGGCUACUAUAAAGUCCCAAAGGCAACGUAACCAAUCUGGCGAAUUUCAAUUUCAAAUGUAACGUGCUAUAUUUGACCCUGUAACUUCCCAAAACGCCAUAAAACCUGUACAUAGGGGGUACUGUUUUACACGUGAGACUUUGCUGAAUACAAAUAUGUGUAUUUUAUUGCAGUAAAAGCAAACAGUAUUAACACAUUGACAGUUAAAAUGUCAUGUAGAACUAAAAAAAUCAAAAAUAAUCUUAUUUUCUCCCAUUUUUUUUUCAUAUUAAAUUAUGUUUCAUAGCUAAAUAUUUGAUAUUAAAUGAAAGCCCUGUUUCCCCUUAAUAAAAUGAUAUAUAAUAAGGGUGGGUGUAUUUAAUAUGAAAGAGGUGAAUUAUGGUUGGACAGACAUGUAGCGCAAAUGCCAUGUUUUGUUUACAUUUUGUUUCGUUCACAACGUGUACAUUUGGCUCAGUCCUUAAGGGGUUAAGAUGAUAGGGAAAACACCUUCCAUUACAUCCACAUUUGGGAUAUAUAAAUAAUAAGCGCCGACACACAUUAUUCUUUGUUUUUAACAAAUACAUUUAUACUUAUGUUCUUUUUUUAAUAUGAUUCAGUUUUUUUUUUUUCUAGCAGAGAAGUCUGAUGUAAAGGACACCGGGAAAAAAAAACCUGAAAAGGAUAAAAGCAGGUCUGCAUCUCAUUCUGCACGGCCUCCUUCAGAGCCUUCAAACACUCUUCAGCAAUUAGUACAAGAAAGUAAGUUGUUAUUUACUAGACAUUUAAUGUCACCAAUAUCCGUAUUACAUAUAAGCAAUGCAUGGACCAAUGGUUGCAGACCGUAGAUAACCAUCCAUGUCUUGGUAUCUUUGGAUGUUUCUCCUCACUCAUGUCACCAAGCAGCACCACGUGUCCUUCAGGUAUAAGUUUAGAUGUAGGAGGUUACGCAACUUUUCGACCAUACAGCCUAUUGUGUCAUUUAUGUAACAUCAUACCCAUACUUUUUGACAUGACAAUUCUUAUUCUAAACAUAGAAAAGAUGCCAUUCCAUGUUUAUAUACCCUCAACACAGACAAAACAACACCCUGUCAUGGUUUGCUUAAGAUAUACACGAGUGUGUUUUCUUUCUGAUCUAUUGGUAUCUCACCCAGUUACCCUCUAAUGAUUUUGUCCUCUGUUCUCCUUUGCUCUUUUGUAUGAUACUAUAUGUCCCUUGGACCACAGCUUGUUCUAGUUUACUCUGUUGGCCUGUUCCUAGACUUUUCCACCUACCCAGACACCAGCCAUCUCUAACAUCUGGUAAUUGGCUGCUAUCUUUUCUGCUCUUUAGGCUAAGUUUGACCUAAGUUCUGCAUACAAAAGGUAUUAUAGAUGGUAUCUAUAACAGAUUAUAGAUGGUAGUAGAAAAUGCAUGAGCUGAUAUAUAAUAGUGAGAAGAGAGUAAGCUUUGUUGAUUUGAAUGGAAUGUUACAGGGGAAUAAAAGUCAAAUUAAAACUAGAGUGAAAGGUGGGACAAAUUGACUUUUCCUUUUUUUUUUUUUUUUAUAUAAAAAGAUGCAACAAUUUAAAUAGAGCAUCAGCUGUGUAGAAUGUACAUUUUUUGCAAAUAAAUUCAGUACACCGACAGUGGUCUCGCAGCUAAUCUGGCUAGAGUUAUAUUUUGUCAAUGUUCACUUUCAGCCCAUCAUUGGAUAAUUUUGACUGGAAUCAGUACAGGGGUCCUAGAUCAGGGUUUCUCUAUCAACCCAUAUAAAACCAAACUACUAGCCAGUACAGCUCGAACAGCAUUUUGCAAACUGACAAAUGGGGUGUCAGUAACGCGAGACAAAAUGGCAUAAUAUAAAAAUAAAUGCCACUUUAUUUCCAUAUAAAGAAUUUCUUUAUGUUUUUCAAUGUUGGCUAAUAUUGAGGAAGUUGUGGUGUAGAAAAAAGGCCAGUGGCUCUUGAAGUAAUAAUUUUAAUACUUGAAGCUAAAUUGCCAUCUGGAUUUGAUAUUGCAGACAGAGAUUUGUUUGGAAUGAAAUGACAGUGGAUUAUAGCAUUCACAUGAAAUAAUGUGGUAUUUCAUGCAAUCCAAAAGCAUCUGCAGGAUCUUCAUAUAGAACCUAAAGGGCAAUAUUGCUUUUACUAAAACCAAGUCAACAGCUGCGCUUCACAAUGAAGUUAUUUGCAUAAUACUAAGGGUAAAUAUAAAUAGCCAGCCAUGUACAUCUAGUUGUGCACUUCUUUAACUCUUUGUAGAAGUGAUGAAUUGGCUCAUCUCAAACUCUUGUAUCCCUCUAGCAAUCUAAAUUAUUUAAAUACACAACACCUGGAAAAUGUAAAUAAACAGCAGAAAGUAAUGGUAUUAAAUUGUACAUAAUCUUUAAGCUUCAUAUUUUCUUUUUUUCAUUUAUGUGCUUGGCUUGGCACUGGCAAUGCAAUAGCAAGAAGGAAAUUGAAAUAAAACUAACUGUACAAUGUUUGCAUGAGUUUAUAUGUUUGUUAUAAAUUAUUGUAGCAGUAUCAGUGCAAUGAAACUGUAUUCAAACACGAAUGCCAAUUGCAAAAUAACAAAGGACCCUGAGUAAUGUUUCCAUUCUUGGGUAACCGGUGAAAACCCCCCAAUAAUUUAACAUCCAUGGCAUUCAUCAUUACAAACUUGUUAAUACCGGAGAUAUAUACUAUUUUCGAACUUCCCUUCAUACUUCUCAAGUAUUAACCCAUGCAACCAAUCAACGGCUCUGUUUUCUAUCUCUUAGGAAAAUAUAUUUUACUUUUAAUAGGCCCACAUUGGAAUGCAAACAGAGCUUUCUUUUCCAUCUAAAUAGGUAAAGGAUGUUUUGUCAGUAUUCUUAUUAUUUGUCCUGCCUUAUUCCAUAAUCCAAGUAUUUGAUGCUUGGUAUCCAAAUUACUAUUAACGAUACCAUAUGAAGGCCAGAGCCUAUGCAUAUACUCUGAUUAUAUGCACUGUACCAAGACAUUCUUUGUUCAAACCCAGACUGAAAAUAAUGAUAGUAUGCACCACCCUUGAUUGACAAGCUCUGACUGUAACCAUCAGGAAAGACAAUUUCUGAAUCACCCUCAGAUUCAAUAAUAUCACCAACCACAGUCAUUCUUUAGGUCACUGCAAGGUGUAGUUGCUGAAAUGUAAGACUUCCUUCAGAUAACUACACCGCUCCAGAACCUUUUCUGCAAUCUCUCCAGACCCAACAAUCUUUGAGUUUAACAAUAAGUAAAUUAAAAUAAUAACUAACUAAAAUGUUACUGUUGUGUCCAUUUUUUAUAUCUUCCAUUUAUCUCUGACCCCAUGACAUUUUUAUAAAAAAAUAAUUACCUAUAUUGUUUUGCUUUUUUUUUUUUUUUACCCUGAAGACGAUUCAAGUUACUUAGUGUGACUUUCAAAUUGACCAAAUGAGCAACUUAUUAGAAGGAUAUAUAAUAAGAAGAUUAUUAACUAAAGGGCUAAUUGACAGCAAUUCAAUGUGAAGUCGGUUAUUUUCAGUUUGGCUAUUUUGCCGUCAAUUGUAAAUGGCUUGUGCAUCUUGAAUUUCUAAUAGUCAUGCUGUCAUGAGGGGCGUCAUGAUGUGCGUACGUGCUGAUGCUUGUGCUCGUGCCCCGUGAUGACGGAAGAGGAGGGGGGACCCGCCAAGACCUAGCGUGAGCGGAGUCUUCGCAGGCUUUUCUCCGUUAGCCAGACCCUGCUUUGCCUGUAAGAACUAGUUUGAGGCGUGCAGGAUCCCUGCAAAGAGAUUACCUUACCUGGCGGUGUACUGCGAGUAUUUUGCUGCCGGCUCCGGUCUGGUCCGGUUAGUAUCUCGUGCUGCUGCAGUUACAAUGAACACGGUUGAUGUUCCCACUAUGAUGGCUCACUCUUGCUGUUGAGCCAGACUCUGUUUUACCUGGAAGAACCCGUUCGAGGCGUGUUGGACCCCCGCAAAGAGAUUACCUUAACUGGUGGUGUACUGCCGGCUCAGGUCCGGUUCGGUUGGUAUCCCUUGCUGUUGUAGAUAUACGAAAUCGGUUGAUGGACCCACCAUGGUGGCUCAUUGCUGCUGUUGAGGUAUUGGGGUUAACACAGCUGUGGACAGAUAACUUAUAUAUACUAUAUACUGGCCUAGGUUAUUAUAGCCCUACUAUUUAAUUAUUUGUGCCUAGUUUUUGGCUUUUUUCUGCAAUUGUUUAUACUUGUUAGCCGCUGAGACCACUGAGUGUAUUUGAAAGUCAUUCAACUAUUUGGGCUAGUUAACUAUUUGGCCAUGAAAAAAUCAUAUGAAACAAAAUCCUCUACAAGGAAAGACAAAAAAGACUCUUUACAAGAAAAGACACAGGAUAAGUCUUUAACAACAUAUUUUUCACCUCAGCCACAUCAGACUCUAAAGUAUAGGACGACUGAUAUGGAUCUCAAUUCAGAGAGUAUGGAGUCAGAAGGUACAAAAAAUCCUGAUAAGGAACCGAUUACUAUUUCACUGUUGCAUACAAGUUUAAAAGCCAAUUUAGAAGAGAUAAAUUCUGAACUGGCCGUAAUGGCUACAGAAAUCAAAGCAGAUAUAAAAAAGGAAAUAAAUAUCUUGACAACAAAAUUGGAGGGUCUUGAGGUUAAAUUAAAAGAUAUGGACUUCCAAGUAAAUCUCCGGAAUGAUAACUAUCAAUUGGCACUUCGUAAAAUUUCAGACCUCGAACUCAAAGUAAGUGAUUUGGAAGACCGAUCGAGGCGGAAAAAUUUACGUUUUAGAAAUCUGCCGGAGAAGGGGCCAGAAUUCUGACAGAAUCCUGACGAAGAUGCACUACCUAAGCACCAAAACGUGCGUCGGGUUUUCUUUCUCACUUAUUUUCACACUGGGCACUUUCACUAUGUGCAGGCAACCAACAUUCUAAGUAUGGUUCUGCACAUUAGCACUAUGUAGUUUAAUUUUCUUAACCUCCUUUCCAGUCCUUAACUUCUUAUUAAGUAAUCUUUGAAGGGGAUACAUUAAUUACUAGAUAUCUUUCUUUAUAUUUUCAUAAUAAGUCCCUUCACUGGUUACUAAUUAAUACAUUGAUAUAUAUUUUCUUGGAGACCUGUUUAGUUACUGUUUCUGUAUGGUAUUUAUUCUAGUACAGUGUUACUACAGUGUUACUAAAUAUCAAGUGGAUAUACAUAUCCUAGAGAUCAUCCUCCUUAUAUAGACAGCACAUUGUCAUCAUAGAGCUGCCAGGACAAGUGAUUGAUCUUUUAGGUACAAGGUCGCCUUUUUAGUUAUUAGGACUGGUAUCCGUGAUCUAAUAUUUAUUUACCAUUAUAUACAGACUUUGACCUAUCUUGUUAAUAAUAAAGUCAGGACUCUGAGGUUUAUUUUAUUCACGGUUUAGUGUUUGAGAGGUAUAGCCUAUAGGCUUUGUAUGUACUAUUUCACAUUUGGAUUGCUUUGACGUUUGGGAUGGGUAUGUUAUGUACCUCUUUGUAUUUAAGCAAUUUCUUACAGAUUGAACCUUUAUCAUUAUAGUUCCAGUUUAUACUCGAACCACUGGAUUGUUCUAUCCAGUAACUUGAGUUUUUUUGACCGUGUUUAUACAGCCUGAUUAUAAUUACUUAUAAAAAUUGUGCCACGACCUUAAUGCCACAUGAAUGUACAACUGUAUUAUCACUGCGCUUACAACUGCGUUGUGGCACUGUAAGCUGUCUUGUUAUCUCUUGCACAACGAAAAAUAAAGAAUAAAAAAAAAUGGUAUUAAUUCCUGAUGUUGUAAAAUAUGCCAAUUUUUAUUUAAACUGCCUUUAAAUUUAUUAUUAUUAUUAUUAUUAUUAUUAUUAUAAUUUAAAAUAAGGGAAACCUUAUAUAUCUAUUAACAUUUUUAGGUUUAUAUUAAAGUAAAUUUUCUCUCUCUCUUUCUUGUUUUUUUUUUUUAUUUUAACUACUAAGUUGGUGACUCAGCUCAAGAAACUGAUCUUUCAGGAGAUUUACUUGGUCAUCUAACUGAGCGAUGUCCGAGCAGUUUCUCCUCAAACUGAGAAACUGGACUUUUGGAAUAUUGUCAAACCAUAGGCGGAAGUGACAGCUAUCUCUAUGGAUAUAGCUAUAUACAUCCACCUAUUUUUAAAAAAAUGUCAGAGUUUUUACCUUUUCAUUCUCAAUAUAAAUUUCUAGAUCUAAAAAGUAGAUUUUUGUUUUAUUUACCUUGUGUGUCAAUCGAAUGUUCCAUAUGUAAUUAUUUAAAAGUCUAAAACUGAAACCCCUUUCCAAAUAAUUUAAUAAAAAUAUUUUUCCCAAACCCAAUGUGGCCCAUGUGACUUCAGUUGUAUCGUAGACAGCUUUAUGAACUAUGUGGAAUUCAUAAAGGACGCGUGAUGCGUCGUUGUGCAUGCAUGAUGACAUCACAAUUCUCUUUCAUUUGUCUGCAGUCAUCUUGAAGGGACGCUCCUAAAGACAGACCCCUAAAGCACUUUAGAUUGCUGAAAAGCUUUAUGUUUGAAGAAUGUGUCCUCUUUUUUUCAUUUUGCAAAUAGUGCAGAUUUCAAUAGAAAUUGACACUUUUUUUUUUUUAUAAAUUAACCUGAUAACAUCCCUUGGCAUUCAAGCAGACAACAGGUUCUGUUACUUAUUGGUAUAGGGUAGCUAAGUGGAGCUAAACUCAAGAGGCAGCAAUUGACAAGAUCACCUGCCUUGCAAAGACUUCUCAUUGAGCUGCAUUGGAAAGUAUGUGAUUGGACAGCCACAGAAAGUCUGGGCGGGGUUAGAAGAUGAGGGUUUGCAAAAGCUGCAUACAUGAGAAAUGCAUGCUUUGCAAGAGGUUUUUUGAUAUAAUCCCAAGUGAAAGACAGAUCCAUGUUACACAGUUAUUGCCUGCUCAUAUUAAUCUCCUCACAAAAAUCUGAUUAUUGAUGGUCAGGAUUUAAAAGGACGCUUGUCAUCAAAUUUUCUCAUUUUUUAAAGUUAUUUACAAUUAUUGAAACUUGUUUUUUUUUUCAUAUUUAUGUUUUAUUGUUUUCAUAUUAUAACCAGAGCACUUUUGGCUGUACAAGAGUAUUACAUGAGAUACACAGUUUGUUAGCGUAUACAGUUGGUUAAUGCGUACGUUUUACAGCGCCUCAGUCAUAAUCUCUAUGUCAGUAACAAGAAUAUGCUACAAUAAGGAGUAUAGCAAAGGUUACAUUGAUGCAAAUAAAGAUAGUGGUGAGAGCACUCAAUCAAUUAAAUAUAAAAAGUUUACCAGUACUGGACAUGUAUCUAAAAUAACAAGACAUAAAAGAACCAUAGGGUAAUAUUAUCAUAAACAUAUGUUAAAACCCUUGUGUGACUGGUCAAACUCACAUUUUGCUGAGUCACUUAAAGAAGCUGACUCAGACUAUAAGAUGUUAGCGGAGAUAAACCACAUAAAGCAGGACUUCUGUACCGGUCUGAAUAAAUCCUCCUUGGAUAUGAUCAGACCAAUUAAUCCAGGAUGCAGGAUCAAAUUAACACUUAUUUAUUGAUAAAAGCUAAAAUAAAAAAACAAUAACAGAAUAAUGUCCUUAAAACUGCCACGAUGCUUUUCGGUGGUAAAGCCUUCCUCAAGUGGUGCUGUCCGUCCAUCUUCACUGUUCCUUAUACAGGAAUUUUGGCGCCCAUCCCUGUGACUAUCGUGUCUUACUACUUCCGCUUUCGUCAAUUUUCGUCGUCCGACGUCUAACUUGCGUAUCUUGCGUCAUGACGUCACUCGGGCGACAUCUACCGGAUGUGUUACGGGCGCCAUUUUGGAAAGUCCAAUAUAUGAAUAUAAGUGCCAGUCUUUAACAAAUUCUUAUAAUUAAUAAAGUGCAUAAGCAUCAAGCACUAAAAUUACAAGUGAACCUACUUAGAGGGAAAAAAUAUAGAGGAAAUAUCAUCAGAAAAACGGAUUGUACACAGAAAAAAAUAAAAAAUAAAUAAAAUUACAGCUUAAGUAGUAAAAACAUAGAGACUCUGAAAUAUAUUAUAUAAAACUCUUUGUGGGAAAAACAUUAUGUAAGAGGGGGGAAACAUGAGGAAUAUAUAUAAAACACAGAUAGUUAUAUACAUGAAUUCAUUUCGAAAUGUGAAUUCAGACCAUGAGGGGACAAUGAUUCCAUAUUAAAAAUCUACCUCAUUUCAGUUUUACUGAGGAGGCUCUCAAUGUCUCCUCCUUUCCAGUGUGUUUUCACUUUUUCUAUUCCUAUGAAUUCUAAACCAUUUGCUUACCCCCAUGGGCUUCCCAAAUUUUUUUUUGAUUCUCUACAAAGGGUACAUUUUCUGUUAAUAUUAUAAAUAUGUUCCCUGAUUCUUAUUUUUAAUGUUCUAGAAGUUUUGCCAAUAUUCUGAAAAAUAAUCAUGUAAAUAAAAUUUUUUGGAAUUACAAGUUAAAAAAGAUUUAAUAUUAAAAGAUUUUUUGUUACGGAAUGAGGUAAAUUUAGUAAUGUUCUUAUUCUUGUUCCUUCUUAAAGUGCAACCUUUACAAGUCUCACAAUAAUAAAAACAUUUUCUCUUUUAAACAUAGUUAAAACCUGUGGAUUCGUCCUUUUAUCUAAAAAACCUGAAGUUAAAACUUGCUUAAGACUCUUCGCUCGUCUAAAAAUCUGGUCCCCAUGGCCGUUCCUUUUGUUUGCAGAUAAAAACUGUUUUCCAACCAAAAGAAAAAAUUGUUAAAAAUAAUCAUAUCAAACUUAUGUUUGCGGGGACUUCAACUGCGUACUUGACCCAGACCUGGACAGAUCAGGCACCCCAGGUUCCCACCCCUGCUCCAUCUCUAUUGGUGACAAGCUCUAUACCCGGCCACCAGGGACUAUACUUUUUAUUCGAAAGUCCACGACCAAUAUUCCCGCACCAUCGACCCUAUCACCUGGUCAGACCACGCCCCACUUGCUGUCCUCAUUUACCACUCUACACCUGAUGAGGGGACGAGGCACGUGGCGCCUCAAUGAAUCGCUUAUAAACGGCACUGAACAGGUUGCAGAGAUAAGGAAAACAAUAGUGAAUUACUUCACAGACAACCAGCCCCAAGACACAACCGUAGACGCGACAUGGCUGGCCCAUAAGGCCGUGGUACGGGGAGUACUGAUUAGGGCAGGAGCGACACCUAAACGCAAACUAGCGGAGACCAGCAGAGCACGGCUCAGGGAUCUGAAACUUGCAGAGGACCUCCACAAAUCUUCACCCACUGACGUGACCAGACUGGAAGUUAAUAAGAUCAGAGCUGACUUAGAAACUCACCAACUCCAGCGAGUGGAGAGGGCUCUCCGUAAACUCAAAAGCGAGUACUAUAGACAAGGGAACAGUGCGGGGAAAUUGCUAGCCGCCCAACUGAAAGACAAAAACGCUCAGAUGUGCAUACCAUGCUUAGUAGACGGUAACGGGACAAAACUGACAAACCCCAAACUGAUAGUAGAUUAAUUUUAUGGUGCCCUGUAUAAUUUAGCGGAGCACCCCCUACAACACCAGCCGCCUACUUAGACAGAGUGGAGCUCCCCCAGCUCUCCAGCGACCAAGCCUCUCUACUCAGUAGUAAAAUCACUCCAGAGGAAAUCUCCAAAGCACUUAGGGAAACCCCCCGACACAAAACCCCGGGACCGGAUGGUUUCUCCACCCACAACUACAAAGUCUUUGUGGACCAACUCCUUCCACACAUGACCUCCCUGUUCAACAACAUCAUGGAGUCAGGCUCCAUACCCCCUGAAAUGUUAGAGGCCACCAUAAUUACUAUUCCCAAGGCAGGCAAACCCACGUAAUUUUGCGCAAAUUACCGCCCUAUCUCCCUGCUUAACGCAGACACGAAGCUAUUUGCCAAAGACCUAGCCAACAGAAUACGCCCCCUCCUGUGUACGCUUGUCUCCCCGGAACAAUCAGGUUUCGUCCUGGAGCGUCAAGUAGAGGAAAACACCAGAUGGGCACUGGACAUAAUGGAACUCCUGACGGUACACAGAACACAGGGACUGUUAAUGAUAUCAAUCUUUGUGUCGUUAAUGAAUAUGAAAUAUAAGUUUUUGCUUGUGUUUGGGAGCAGGUUCUGGCAUGUACAGGGGUAGAAACGUUAUAGGCCAGCAGGGGCAGUACUUGAUUUGUCACUGCUAAGAUUAGCUUGUUCACCUGUCUCCAAUAGAUGGCUAUCUGUGUACAUUGUCACCACACGUGUAACAUAUCUCCUGCUGCUUGAUGGCAUCUCCAACAUAAGUGGGAAGAUUGUGGGAAAAGAUUAUGGAUUUUAGUUGGGACCAUUUACCAAUGGUAAAGUAGUUUAUGAUUCUGUUCAAUAAGCAUUGCCGAUUUAAUCAGGCGCUUGGGUGUAUUUACCAUUGAGUCCCAUUGUUUCGGGGUAAUACCGCUAUCUAGGUCUUCUGCCCAGAGAAGUGCAGGGCCUGAUACUGCGAGAGGGGUUUGUUCAGAGAGUAUCCUGUAGCACAUGGAGAUGAGUUUGCAAAGCCCCGCUUUUACAAAUCUGUUCCCAGUCUGUUACAUUUUUUAUACAUUUACCGGGCCAUUGGCUGGUGCAGCUACGCCUUGGAGAUAUGGUUUUGAUUGGAUGUAGGAGAAGUUAGAGGUUUGGAGUAGUACGUAUGUAGAGGACAGCAUAGGGAAAUCAAUCAGACCUGUCGGAGAAAAGAGAUGGUAGAGGUGGGUAACUCCAGCUUCCUGUCAUGGUGUAGCGUGGAAUGUAGGUAUACAGUAAACCAACGCCUGGGUCGGGGUUGCUAAUGAUACUAGGCCAGGUCCACUCAGUUAGUGCCUGUUCAAAUCUCAUAUGUGAAGAACUAGUUUGUUUUUUGUGGGAGCCAAAUGAGUAGGGGGUCUUUUGUCUUUAGGUAACCACAGUAAGCUAGCUAAGUCAUAUGGCCUCACUAGUGUCCAUUCAAUACCUAUCCGUUGAGGAGUUUUGUUUGAGAAAGUGCCGUAGUGCAGAUGCUAAGGCCGCUGCGUGAUAGUACUUUUGGAUAUGUGGGAACGCCAUGCCACCUGAGUUGGCCGAAGCUAGCAUCAGUCCGCUGGUCACUAUAGGUCGUCCCUCCACCCAGACAAACGUUGAGGUUCUUGUUCACAGAUCUGAAAAAUAUAUGGGGCAGAUGCAGUGGUAGUGCAAAAAAAGAUAUUGGAGUCUGUGAAGUAUGGACAAUUUGAUCGCUAUAAUGUGUUCCGUCCAUGUUAAGAACAUCUGUGUCCACUUUUUCAAUAGUGUAGCACAUUCGCUCCAUACCUUAACGCUGUUUGCGGCGUAGAGGUCUACAGGGUUUUUGUGAACGUCAGUUGUAGAUAUUUAAUAUUGUCAGAUCGCUAUUCAAAAUUGUAUGUGUGUGUUGAAGAUAGGUAAGAGUGGUUGCUGGAUACCAAUGUGUAAAGCCUGCGCUUUGCUGGUGUUAAGGGAAUAGUAGGAUACCUGUCCGUAGUCCCGUGAGAGCUCUAGUAAGUGUGAUAGUGUUUUCCUUUGGUUGGUAACAUAUAGCUGAAUAUCAUAGGUAAAUCUGCCGAUAUUUAUUUCUCUGCCACAUAUCUCCAGGCCAUGCAUGCUUGGGUGUUCCUGUAUGGAUAUCAGUAAGGGUUCCAGGGCCAGUACGUAUAGGAGUGGCCACAGGCAACAGCCUUGCCACAUUCCAUUUGUAAUCAUGACAGUAGAGGACAGGAAGCCUGUUUUCAAUAUUUGUGCAGAUGGGCAGGAAUAGAGUGCAAAUAUUUAUUUAGUAACCUGGGGGGAAAACCAUAGUAGUUAAAUAACUUUUCAAGGACGGUCCAACCGAGGUGAUCGAACGCUUUCUCGGCGUCUAACGCUAAGAGCAGACAUCCGAAACCUUUCCAGCACUAUUUAUAGUUUGCUUGUAUUAUCCUGUCCCUGCCUCCCCGAGAUAAAAAUGUCACUGCAGCCAUGUUGGGUCAGACUCUACUUUUAUCUGACCAACUGCUGCUCAACCUAACUUGCCUGAUGUUGCAAUUGCUCUAAGUGCCAACAGAUGAUCAGAUAACAGUAGAAUCUGACCCAACAUGGCUGUUUAAUCAGAUAAAACAAAGUGUGAAAUGUUCUAAAAUAAAUCAAUAGAAAUCUUUUUUAAAAUUAAAUUUCAUUAAGUGUAAUAAACUAAAAAAAUAAAUAAAAAAAAGUAAACAUUUUAUGACAAUUGUCUCUGUCAUAUUUUUGUUACAAAUUGGAUCACACCUUAUUCUUGCUCAAUAGGUAUCUUCCUUGCAGGAAGGGUCCAGUAAAAAAAUGCAGUACAUCUUAACUAAAUAUUACCCAGGUCUAUUUUUUCUUUUCAUAUUUUUUUUUUUUUUUUACUGAAUAACUUUCAGUAUCUGGGAUUGAAUCCAGUAACCUGGGAGGAAUUGGAAAUGUUUUAUUUUGGAUCAUUUAAAACAGUGAAGUGUACUUGUAUGGAGCUACUUAAUUAAAAUAUAUUUACAUGUGAAACUGCUAAAAUAAAAAUAUUGGUAUAUGCGAAGUAGUGAUUUGUUAUAUUUACAGAACUGCAUGUCUCUCAGAAGUAACACUAUGCAAAUGCACCCAUCUGUAAGACAACAAGAUUUUCAUAACAGCAGUAACAGUAUUGUCAGAUGUUUUUAUGCAAUUGGCAAAAUACAGAUUGGCACAUUGCCAGUGGUAGUACAUUGUGUAUAUUUUGGAAGAGAUGGCAGAUGGUAUAAUGUUAGCCAAAUGAUGCUGGUAUGUGUCUACAGAUAAAUGUGUUUUAUAGGUGUGGUAAAAUGGUCAGAACAAUCAAUAUGUAUGGAUAAAUAUAGUGACAUAAAUAAUAAUAUUCAUUGACCUACAGCAUAAUUCUUUAUUUUUUACCGCUCUUGGCAGGGGUCAUCAAGUAGAACAAUACAGUCUUCAGUUACAUAAGAGACAAUUGUCACAUAUAAUCAAUAUAACCAACCCCAACAGAAUUGUAAGUGGCAGUAGGCCAGGUAGGAAGAUGCAUUAUUUUACCGGCAAUGCCUAUCGACAUUAGUGCCAUGAAUACGUAUGUCUCUGCGUAUGUUAUUUUGGACCCGCCUUAUGAAGGUUUUUCUGUUUGUUUUUUCUUUCUGGUAUACAUGUUUUAGUGUGAAAUAUUAAUAGAGUUAACGGUGUGUAUUACGAGUCCCAUUGUGAAUGGGAGGAGAAGUAUAGACAGGUGAUAGGAGAAUAGUGUGAUGUAAGACAGAGAAGAGUCAGAGAUUGUUACAAGAUGAGAUAGGCCAGCAGGGUACGAGGACAGGGGGUAGCCAGGCAGAAUCCCUCGGGUGCCCAGAGAUGGAGUGCAGGCGGAAAGGAAAUAACGGUGUAGGAUGAGCCUGACCCUUCCUUUCCCGUUCUAAGUCCCCUAAAUCUCCCCUAUCGUCCCUGAGUAAGCUUCCCAGAACUGGCUUUUUAUAGAAACAUUUAUUUUGGAAAUUUCAGCUUUCAGGAGGCUCUAAAAUCCUGUCACGUGUGCAGCAGCUGCAUAGAAUAUGUUACUUUAUUUUUGUAAUUUUGGCCUAGUGUUGGCUAAUCACAUGUAUUGGCAUUUCUCUGCUGCCAACAUGCCUUUGAAUGGUUCGGAUUGCUUUAAUUAUAGCAGUUAAAUUCUUAUCGAGAGCAUAAAAAUAUUGAUUCUAAUAUUGUAUCCAAAACCUAUAUUUUACAUUGAAUUUAUCGGCUUCAUUUAACAGAUAAUUGGGCCUACCCGAUUCAACAGCUAAAAAUAUAAAAUUUUCUGACGCAAAUCUUAAGAGCAGCGAUGUGUCUGUCAGAGUACUCUGAUUGGUUGGCUUAUAUGAUCCUAGGUUUAUAUGCCACCAGCUGACCACACUGAACAAGUGAGAUUGUGUUUUGGAAUCCAGCUGACAAUAUUUUGUCUGGUAAAUUGUUUAAAUUAUUUAGGGUUUAUGAAGAUUCUUUGAUUUCCUUUACAUGUACCUCAUAAUUGAUGUAUUUAAAGUGGAUCCUCAAUUAGGAUCAAGGGAUGCCCAUGUAGUAACACCAAAGCACCUAGACACCAACCCCCCAAAUCCUCCUAUAAUUAAUCAAUUCUCUGUAUAGCCUCCCUCCUUACUAAGAUAACAUAACCUAUAAAAAUAUGUUAAAAAGAAGAUAUACCUACUUGCCUGUAUUGCCAUCAUAGCAUACUCAUAACGAUAUAAUAAAGCCCACCAAUCAGAGUGCAGUGAGAGCUCUUGGCAGGAACAUAAAAUUCAAAUGAAAGGUGAAGUACUAUUUUCAAGUGAAAAUUUCUAGCAGUAAAAUGCACACUAAUGAGUAGGGUGUCCCAGAUGUCCAAAACAAUAACUCAUACAAACAUAUUCACCUUAUAUAACUAUUGCCAUAUUCCUCACAUACAUCACUGUCAAUGUGCACUGCUUGAUUUUCUCACACAUGGCUUAAUGAAUCUGGUAGGCCCAAUUAUCUGUUAAAUGGAAUUUUUCACACAUGGCUAAAUCUGUAAUCCCUAGGCAAAGAAAAAAGCAAAGAUUUUGCUAUCCACUGUCACUGUGUGAUACACUGCAUUCAUUACACUGCCAUUGAUGCUUGUCUCGGAGCUGGAAUCAGAUAAUAAAUUUAAAAAAGUUACAGAUCUGCAUGUGUAAAUACAUGUUACUCUUUGAUAGUAGUACAAGCUACCCUAACACCAUCUAACUCUAACACCACCAUAGCUGUCCAAGCUUGGAUGGCUUUGGAUAAAUAAUGUGCAAGUGACAUUUCCGCAGUACGGUCAUGGUUUCUUGUAACCUUUGCAUGGAGUUGUUAAACCUAGUUCAUAUUUGUGUAGAUGGGAAUACAGGAUAGUACCCUACUACUGGAUUUUAGAGUGACUGGGUCAGGAAAUUAGAAUAAAAUAAUAUCAAUCAAUUUAGAGAAAUCACUAUAGAAUACGAACACACAAGUAACCUGAAAGAAUUAGUAUAGAAUGCAAGCUUAAAUAGCAUAAUUGUUGCUAUUAUCGAUGUCAGUUUAGCUGCGCCCAGUGAUGCAAGUGCACACAUUCAGCUGGAAUUUGAUAUGGCCAAACUGAUAUAAGCAGACUGUGCUCCAAAGUAGAACAGCGUGGGUGCGAUCAACGUAGGACAUGCCACAGGGUGUCCAGCACUAGCAUUGAGUAACCCGUGCCCAGUAACAAUAAUAUGACUGGCAACUGAAGGACCAUUUUGUUAAAUGUCUUGAAAACUGUUUGACAGAAAACUUCUGUUAUUAUGUCUAUACUUAUUUACUAUAAAGUAUUCAAACAUUUUGAAGUAAUUGGUUAGCUCAUAAUUGCUCAAUAUAUUUUUGUUCUCAAUGUGAAGCAUUGUUUCUAAUGGUGCAGUAAAACCUCAAGGAAUGGCCAUUUACACUGUUAAUGAGGUUACCAGUAAGGCACUGAUGUUGACCCUUUAAAUAUCAAACAAUCUUUUUGUCCCUCUUAAUAUGCUUUUUUUUCAAGAAUAAACUGAUUCAAAACUAUUAACUUUUUUUCUCAACUAAAAACAGACAAGUUAAACCAGCCAAAAGUGCUAACAUUCUCACCCCCCCAGUGACGUUUGCACAUUUGAUACUACAUCCCUUCCAUCUGAACAAUAAAAUAUCAAAACCCACCUUUAAUUCCUUAAUUGAAAAUAUCAUACAACCUUCCACAAUGUUUUAUAUAAAAUUCUCAGUUUAAAAACAUAAAUGUUAUAAGCCAAUUUCACUUUUUAUAGAACAUAGAGUAGAUGUUUAAAGGCAGAUAAUAGCUGAGAUAAUACAUUAUUCUAUUUAUUUGUGAUUUAAAAAAAAUAAAUAAAAAAAUUCUCAUUUAUUUUCUUUGCAGCCACAACUGUGCCACCGGAGCCGCAGAUGGUUGUAUAUGCCAGCUAUUUACCACUUCACUUGAAUGAGCAGAAGAUUUCUAUACUAGGGCAGAUGGUAAGAAGUAAAAACAAAAAACAACAUUGCAGGAAUAAAACCAGUCUAUAAAAUCAAAUAUUAUUCAACUUUUCCUUAAAUUUAACUAGCUUUAAAAAAAAAAAAAAAAAAAAGUAGUAGUAUUAAUAUAGUCUACCUAGUUAUAUGAGUCACUCUCUCAGAGAUUUGCCUGUCAAUUCACGGCAUCCUAUUAUUUUUUUAUUGUGCCCUUUGGAGUGCACGAUUAGUCUGUAACACAUGGAAUCUACUGCCAUCCAUUAUCUCUUCAUCUCCUGCUCCUUAAACCUCUUGACACUGAUUGAAACCCGGCUGUCUCCCCAGAGACUGCUACCACUGCCUUAUUAUCCUAUGGUGUAUUGCACUUAUCUUACUCUCUCAGGCCUUGCUAUUUUCAGGGUAGCGCUCUCCCCUUUCAACCUUUGCCCCUUUGUCCUGCUCUCUCUUUACCUCUUUUGAAGUCUAUUUAAUCCAUCUCUUUAAUCCUUUCUCCUCUACUCUCCAUUGAUCAUUUUUGUGCUUGGCUUCCUUCUUUACUUUCCUGUGACUUUUCUUUAUUAAUCUUUGAUGACUUCAGUAUCCUAUUUCUGUUUAUCACCCCCUCCUUUGAUCUUUCUCUGUGGACUAACUCCCCUACUCACAUAGCUGGCAAUACCCUAGACCAGUGAUGGCGAACCUUUUUGAGUCCCAGUGCCCAAACCGCAAUACACAACUUUUUUUCCUCAAAGUGCCAACACGGCAACUAAACCUAAAUACUGAGGUUUAAUUCUCCUCUUCUCUCCCCCCAGCAUCUUCCGUUCUCUACCCACAGCAUAUCCUCCUUGCCCCCAGCAUCUCCAGCUCCUCAUCCUCUCCCCUCCAUUCUCUUCUUCUCAUCCCCAGAUUCUCCUUUUCCUCUCCCACAGAUUCUCCUCUUCCUCUCCCCUUCUCCCACCAGCAUCGCCUCCUCCUCCUCUCCCCCAGAUUCUCCUCCUCCUCUACCCAGAUUCUCCUCUUUUUCUCCCCCCAGAUUUCUCCUCUUCUCUCCCACCUCUUGCCUCCCCAUCAGCAUCUCCUCUUCUCUCCCACCAGCAUCUCCUCAUGCCUCCCCAUCAGCAUCUCCUCUUCUGUCUCACCAGCAUCUCCUCUUCUCUACCCCAGAUUCUCUCCCCACAGCAUCUUCCCUUCACUAACCUCAGAAUAUCCCCACUGCCCCCUCUCCCUCCCAGCACAUAAAUAAUGUUUAAUUUUUUUUUGGUUCGGAUGGGGUUUUGAAGUCCACCAAGGCUCCCUACGUGGUGAAUCCGAUUCCUUCCCGCUGUUGUGAGGGGGUAUGGGCGCGAGGAGCACUGACUUACUGCCGCCGGGAGACAGGAAAUUACGUUAAUCAGGUGCCUCCAUCCCACUCACCCAUCAUCGAUACAAAAGCAGAGUAGGCGCCUGCCGUUUUGGGCAGGCAGGUGCCUACUCUGCAUUGCUGCCUGGGGAGGCCUAAGGCUGCUGACCGGUGCCAGAGGCGCCCCCAUAAGGUUCGCCAGCUGUGGCACGCAUGCCAUAGGUUCACUACUACUGCCUUAGACCUUGUCUUUCCAGUCUUUGCUUUGUUUCUAAUUUCAUUAAAAACGUUCCCCUCUGUCUGACCACCAUCUACUAACCUGUGCUGCCAAUAUGCCCCUCAUUCGGCAUCUUAAAUCUAGGUCAUUAUGGGCUACAUCACUUCACUUUGUCUCUUCUGCCAAGCAAGAGUAGAUGAAGUCUUAUUCAUAUCUUCUUCUAUGCCCAACGCCACUGCCAUAAACUAAACUCUAGUGAAUUCACUUUACUGCCAAGAUUAACCAAGUUAGGAAUGCAAUCUCCCCUCUUUCUUCCUCCCCUUCAACAUUCAGCUUCCAUUCUGUUUCCUGGUCCAAUCUUAACUCAUUUCUCACUGACCUUUGAACAAGAGGUCUUUUUCUUCCAUUUUUCCUCAACGCUUGUCUUGUUGAUCUUUAUUCAUUCACUUUCCCCUAGUGUGGUUCCAUUUCUAACGCAUAUUUUCAACCCCUUUCAGUUGGCAUCCUCCCCUCUUCCCUCAAACAUGCAAAUGUCAAUCCCAUCCUAAAAAAAAACAUAUCUUGACCCUACUUCUCCAUCUAUGUACCGUUCUAUAUUACUACUUCCCUUCACUUCCAAGCUUCUUGAGCGGUUUGUGUUUACCCAUCUAACUCACUUUCUAAAUUCUAACUUCCUCCUUGACCCUCUUCAAUCUGGUUUCCGUUCCAUCCAUUCUACUGAAAUGGCUUUUACCAAUGUAACUAAUAACUUGAAAUCUAAAAGUCAUUGCACUGUUUUAAUUCUCCUCGACCUCUUUGCUGCUUUUGAUACUGUUGACUACUUUCUUAUUCUUCAAACCCUCCAAACCAUGGUCUCUAUGGUCUAUGGUGUCUCUUUUUUAUUUUCAUCCUAUUUUGCUGAAUGCUAAUUUAGUGUAUUCUUACCUGGUGCCACAUCCUGCCCACUGCCCAUCUCAGUUGGUGUUUCCCAAGGCUCUAAUCUUGGUUCUUUUUUAUACAUUUCCACUGCCACUUUUGGUAACCUUAUGAAUGCUUUUGGAUUUCUAUGCCAUCUAUAUGCUAAUGAAACACAGAUUUCUUUCCUCCCUCCAGAAGUGCACCUUCAGUUAUCUUCCUGGACAUCAAUGGUAAACCCUAUUAACCCAACCUCUCAGGCUCACUGUUUACUUUUAACUCAAGUCUUACCUUUUCUUCUCACAUUCAGUCUGUCUCCAAAUCCUGUAACAUCCACCUUACAAAUAUUGGUCAAAUUCACACUUUUCUAACUCAUGUUAUAGCUAAUACACUUGUUCACUCAUCAUUCCCCAACCUGACUACUGCAACUUACUAUUAAUCAGCUUCCAAAUACCCAUGAUGCCCCUCUUCCAUCCGUAAUGAAUGCUGCUGACAGACUCAUCUUCCUGACUGACCGCUACUCCUACACCUUACCCCUUUGCCGGUCAUUACAUCGGUUGCAUGGAUUCAAAAUGUUAACACUAACCCUCAAAGUCCUCAAUAUUUCCACUUCUCACUACCUUUACUCUUUACUCAACAUUACACCCCUCUUAUUACCUUUGCUCUGUGAUCUACCUUCUCCUGUCAUCUGCUUGUUCCUAUAUUGGCAACUCUAAUCUGCAGGAUUUUUCAUGGGCUGCCCCGUUCCUAUGGAAUUCCCUACCCUGUACCAUCAGACUCUACCCUAGCCACCAGUCCUUUUAAAAGUCAUGAAAAACAUGCCUCUUUAGGAAAGCCUAUGACCUUCCUAUGUGAUGCUUCUCAUUACAAUUGUCCUCCUUCAUGGCCUUGUUUCCAUAGUCUAGCUCUCUUUCCUUCUACUGUUCAGUUCUUCAAAACACCACUUUUACCAUCUCAUUUUGACACAGACAUCUUACCCAUCAUCCUCCCCCUCCACCCCCCAACAUGCUGUUCUUCCUCUUGUGUUUCUUUACCACUACCUCAAAGAUUGUAAGCUCGUUUGACCAGUGCCAACUUCACCUCUUAUCUUUUAUGUUCUGGAAGUCAUUUACAUGCUUUCAAAUAUCACCAAUCUGUAAGUUUAAAGUGCAAAAUAUGGUGGUGCUAAAUAAAUGCUAAUUAUUGUUCUAUCUAUCUAUCUACCUACCUAUCUAUCUAGGCAACAUAUUUGGUUAUUUUUCUCACUUGAGAAUUUUUAAGAAGUGAAUUUCAAAUGUAAGGUAAAAAUGGCAUGGAAAAAUUAUAUGCUAUGUCAGCUAUGUUUUCAGUUCUGCGGUUUUUGCCUAAAUGUUGAGAUGCACUUUGAAUUCCCAGCAAUUCUUACUUUACUAAAUAAUCCUAAAUGUGCUGCUGAACUUAGACCUUGGUGUUCUUGGAGUAAGCAAGUCCGGUUCUUCCAUGAUCUAGUAAUUUAUAUGGAAUUGUUCCUACAUAAUACAGAUUGUUAAGUGUAAUGUGUGAUACCUUCAGUUCCUUUAUGUUGCCGUAAGUCAACCUGGCCACCCUAACAUUUUACCACAGGACAGUUACAGAGCCACCCUGCCAAAUCAUUCCUAACUACAUCCUAACUACACAAUUCAUGAUCCCCAUGGUGGAAAACAUGUUAUAUAUUAUACGUGAUACAUACUAUCUUCUCAAAAAUUAUAUUUGUGCAUUACUAAAGUUAUCCUCUUUCAUUUUUCAUUAAUGUGAUUUGAUCUAUGUUCCAGGCUGACUCUGCAGAAAAACUGCGUCAAUAUGGACUCUCUCAUAUCUAUAAUCAUCCAGUCCUUGUAACACGAACAAGAUCAUGUCCUCUAGUUGCUCCUAUAAAACCCCUUCCAUUACCACGGUGGAAACUCAUAAGGCCAAAAAAAGAUAUUAACAUAACAGAUGAAGCCAAAGGUAUGUGCAUCAGUUAUACAAAUGAUAUUCUAUAAAAUGGUUAUUGAAAAUUGUUAUUUCAAAGGUUUGCUUACAAUCUUAGUAGAAAAAAAGAGAUCACCUUUAAAUCAAUGGGAAACUAUUGAUUAGAGUUUGCUGCAAAAGGAGUAGUGAUGUAUUUUGGUCUAGGUAUCAGCCUGGGCCUGAAUUAUAACUAGGCUGUAUAGGACAAAUGAUCUAUUAUGAUAUUGUCUAUUGAUAAACUACUGACCUGCUUUGUGAAGAGAAACCAUGUAUGGAUGUGUUUAACUGAUUUAAAAAUUCCAUAUUUCUACCACGCACAAAUUACACUUUACAGGUAACAGUGGAUGCAUGAUAGUCAAAUUCCUAAUAAAUAUUGAAUAUUCAAGCUUACACUUAUGUGGAGUUGGCGUAGAUAUAUACAUUUUAUCCACGUAGGUAAGAGAGAUACUUUUAUCCCAUAAACUCACAUUGAUCUAUUCAUUCAGAGCUAAAUUGCAAGCGAAUGUUGUUAAUUUGUUUUAUACUAAUAUACAUUCCUACACAUACACAGGCAUGAUAAUUUCCCACAAUUUAAAAUAAUUGAUUUUUAAUGAAAACAUUGACCUUUGUUUAGACCCAUGCCCACUCACACACACACACUCACUGAUCCAUGCAGACAACCACACACUCACUCAUGCAAACAUCUGACACUGCUCUAAGGAGUCAUACUAAAAGAGAGCCUUGCAGACACACAUUAACCCAUACAGACACACAUUGACCCAUGCACAUAGACCCAAUGCAGGCACACUGACAACGGCUGAUGCAAACACACACUGACCCAUGCAGGCACACACACAUACACACUGACAAAUGCAGACACACUGACACUGACCCAUGCACACUGACCCAUGCAGACACACUCACACUGAUCAAUGCAACACACUCACACUGACACAUGUGGACCCACUGACACUGACCCAUGCAAACACACUGACCAAUGCAGACACACUCACAUUUACCCAUGCAGGCACACAUAUUAGCCCAUGCAGAUACACACUGAUCCAUGCACGCACACACACACUGAGUGACUGGCCCCUGUGUUGAGCAAGACAGGCUGCUGUUGGACUGGCAAGUCCCUUACUAUGCAGGCUACUGGCUGGCACUGGACCCUAGCUGCAUUGCCUGCUGCCGUCUGUGACACUCACAGUGACCCAUUCAGACAUACUGACACUGACCCAUGCAACACACUCACACUGACUCAUGCAACACACUCACAUUGACCCUUGCAGACACAAACAGACUGACACAUGUAGAUACACUGACACCGACCCAUGCAGACACACAUUGACCCAUGCUGAUACACAUACUGACCCAUGCGGUCAGAGGCAUAACUAGAAUCCACUGGGCCCUGGUGCGGAAAUUGCCCUGGGGCCCUCCUCCCAUGUGUUUUAUUCCUCCCCUCCCCGGUGUCUCAUUCCUGCGCCAAGGCCCCCUCCCCCCCUUGUGCCUCAUCCCUCUGCCCCACAGCCCCUCCAUGUGUCCCAUUUCCUCUCCCCCUUAGCCCCUCCAAGUGCCCCAUAGAGUCCUCUCUCCCCCCUCCCCUCCCUGUGUCCCAUGUAUCUCUCUCUCCCCCCUCCCCUCCCUGUGUCCCAUGUCUCCCUCUCUCCCCCUCCUCUCCAUGUGUCCCAUUUCUCCCUCUCUUCAUCCUCCCCUCCAGGUCCAUGUGUCACUUUUCUCCCUCUCUUCCCCCUUCCCUCCAGGUGUCCCAAACCCUCCAUUUCUCCCCCUCCCUGUGUCCAAUACACCCCGUCUCUCCCCCCUUUCUCCCCUGUGUCCCCUACCCUCCAUCUCUCCUCCCUCCCUUUGUUUCUUUUCUACCUCUAUCCCCCUCCAUGUGUCCCAUUGUUCCCUCUCUUCCCCUCCCCUCCCUGUGUCCCAUACCCUCCAUUUCUUCCCCCUUCCCUCCCUGUGUCCCAUACCCUCUCUCUAUCCCCCCUCUCCUCCUGUACCUUACUGGCCGCGGUUCCCGGUCUGACAGGAAGUGCUCUGACAGUGAGCAUUUCCUUUCAGAACGCUCGGCCAAGCUACACACAGGCAGAAGGGGAACAGCACAGUGCAGCUCUCCCUUCCUGCCACACAUCCAGUAACCUCAGACCCGGCCGCACUAGACCAUAAGGUAUCCAGGCAGCCCACUGUCGCAGGGGUCGCUGCUGCAGGCACACACACUGACCAAUGCAGACACACACUGAUCCAUGCAGACACACACACCGACCUUGGUGGGCACAGUUGAUUGGCUCCUGCGUUGGGCAAGGCAGGCUACUGUUGGACUGGCAGGUCCCUUGCUGUGCAGGAUGGUGGCUGGCACUGGCCUGUAGCUGGCCUGGAUAGAGUGGGGAAGAGAGGGCAGCAUUGCAGGCUGUCCUCUUUUGGCCGCCUCUCCAUCCCUUACAAGCAUGAAGGAGGAGGUCAAACGGGGGUUAUGAUGAGUGAAGUUAUAGACCUGCUCGCUCUCCUCUGAUUGGUGCAGCGGCACGGCAGUCCACCAGGAAGGAGAACAAGCAGGUCUGUAGUCGUCUUACAUGGUGUGGCAAUGGCACACUUUGCCAUAGCUGCACACUGCCUCGGCAUGGGAAUGGGCAGGCUAGUAAGGGAGAUUUUUGAUCUCCCCAUGGCCGUGAUGCCUGAGGCAAUUACCCCGGUGGCCUAAAGGGAAAUCUGGCCUUGCCUAGAACACUAUCCUAACCAUAAAUUCCCCCAAAACCCCACUCUUACCAGCAUUGUUUUUUUUCUUGUUGAUUUUUCUUAAAUACAGCAUGAAAAUUUGAUUUCACUAUUUUUAAAUUCAAACAAACAAUGCAGCAACGAGAUCUAUUUGAAUGGCACGUAAUAUGAUUUCAAUUUGGUUGAUACUGAAUAAAGUGCUUCUCAGAUAAACGUGAUUAGUCAAUUUAAAGGGCAAUAAGGUAUAUAAAAGUGACUAAGCUAAGUUGAAUAGAUCACACAGGCACUCACAUAGAGAUACGCACACUUGUUUGUUUACCAUGAAUUACUAUCAUAAUUUUGUAGAUGACUUGUGCAUUUGAAAUAUUGCUGGGGAUUUUAAGCUUUAUUGAGUAAAAUACAAUCCAGUAUUGGUAGCCAUUUCCAGUUUUUAGGUAUUGUGCAACAGUUGUCAAAGUGAUCACAAUUCAUCUUUCACUACACAUUUUACUGCUGGUAAUGCCACAAAAUUCAUAACACUUUAUCAUCUUGAAACUGGGCAUAACUCAGUAAUCUUGAGUUUGAUAUGGCCAUGUAUUGCAAGUUUAAUGACAAAAGAAAACAGACUAUAUUGUAUAUAUACUGACUUCCUCCUACCUUGCUUGUUCAAUGAUCACGUGGCACUCAAACUCUGACAUUUUUCCAGUUCCUACUGCUACCUCUAGCCUCUCAGACGGUGGCCUCUGAAUACAUGCCACAUUUUAUGAUGCAACACACACGGGCCAGUGUCAUGAUGUCACAGACAACAGUAAUACAUGAAAAAAAUAAUUGCAGUGCACUCAGACUACAAAAAAUACAACACGAAGAAGGCUUAUAAAUUGCCUAUCUAAGAAUAAAUAUGGGGAUUUAGUUCCACCAUAUGGCCAUAUGAUGUUAAGCCCACCACUGCUUUCAAAGUACCCCAAUGUUGGUGGGUCCUACGCUAAAAUGUGGGGGACAAAUUUAAUAGUACUAGUGUUAUAAAUAAAGUGUAUUAUUAAAUCCUUGUAAGAGCAAAGUGAGUAUACAAAAAUAAAGUGAUGAAAGCAAUUAAAAACAGUGUUGAAACUAAACAAUUAAAGUGUUAGUGACAGAAUGAGUAUACUCACUAUUGCAGAUGAUAUCUGUGUUGAAUGGAGAAAAUAAUAAAAGUGACCUGAUUAUUGAAAACUCCUCCUAUAUAUACACACCUGUGGCCACCUCUAAAGGGGCCUCUGAAGCUGGGGGGGCCUGGGCAGGGUGCUUAACCCCAAGGGAAUCUGGUCUGAAUUCCAAAUAUACUGUGUACAUAGUCUGAGUAGUCUGAGUGCGCUGCAAUUAUUUUUUUUCAUGUAUGUAGUUUGGUCACUGCGGCAGCACCUUUCAUGCAAAAUGCAGGUCUUGGGUGUGCCCCCAUUCCUUUCUCUGUACACAGACAACAGUAAUAGACCUAUUCAAUCACCUCAUAGAUGCAAUAUCUAGUAGACUAUCACAUUACAUAGACCUACAACUUCAACCUUUGGUACAGAAAAUGAGAUCUUAUAUAAAGGAUACCAUAGCAGUAUUAAAUAUGCUUAAUAAUUGUGUCUGGGAAGACCACUUUUUGCUAGUUACAUGUGAUGUUGCAUCAUUGUAGAUAGAAUUUGUUAUGGAAGGUAUCAAGUUAAUCCUAGAAAAUAACUAUUUUUGGUUUGGGGGAGAAUUUUUUCUCCAAACCAAUGGAACGGCCAUGAGGACCAUGUUCGCCCCCAGCUAUGUGAAUUUAUUUAUGUCAUAUUGGGAAGAUAAUUUUAUAUAUGAAGGACAUGGCUGGGGUGAAAGCUUGGUCACCUAUGGCCGUUAUAGCGAUGAUAUUUUUUUCAUUUGGAAAGGAAGAGUUCAGCUUUUAGAAGAAUUUUUAGCCUACUUGAACUGUAAUACAUGGGGGAUUAGCCUGACCAUACCUGGAGCGAGCAAGAAAUAUAUUUUUCGGAUCUGACCAUUUUUAUAGAAGGAGGGCAGAUAAAGACUAAGAAUUUUUUUAAAGCAGUAGAUGCUAAUAGUUUUAUAGAAAGGGAAAGUUGUCAUUUUACUCCAUGGUUGGAGAAUGCCCCUAAAGGGCAAUUUUUACGCAUUAGGCGGAAUUGUACAGAUUUGGAGAGUUAUAAUCUACAGUCAAUGAAGAUCAAACAGGAUUUUCUAGAUAAGGGAUAUGAUGAUACAAAAUUAGAAGAAGCUCGGAUACAGGUUAUAGAGAGAGAACGAAAUAAUCUCUUAAAAUAUAAGGAUCGUACUCAACACAAUAAGGAAGGAGUACCUUUUAUUUGCAAUUACAGUUCAUAAAAUUUUAGGAUUAGGAAAAUUGUAAGUAGAUUUUGGCCUAUUCUCCGUGAAGAUCCAGUGUUAGAAAAAAUAUUACCAGUACAACCCCAAUUUGUCCAUAGAGGAGUGAAGAAUAUACGUAGUAUUUUAACAUCUAGUUGUAUCAGGGAAAAGAAGAAUCAUGACAUGUUUUUAAAUCAAGAAAAAGGUUUUUUUGGUUGUGGCCAGUGCCUGGCAUGUAGAAGAACAGGAAAUAAAAAAAAAGAAAAAUCACUAGCUUUAAGAGUACAGUGAAAAAAGAAUAUGAAAUAAAAGAUGUAAUUACAUGUCAUACAAAUAAUGUAAUUUAUGUAAUACAAUGCCCCUGUGGUUUAAAUUAUGUGGGUACAACUACCAGGCCUCUUCAUAUCAGGAUUGAAGAACAUAGUAGAAAUAUAAUGAAGGGGGACGAAAAUCAUAGUGUACCUCUUCAUUAUAAAAUUCAUCAUAAUCAAUCCCCGCUAGGCAGUAUUUUUUUAGGAUUAAUUAGAGUGGAAAAAGACUGGAGGAGGGGUGAUUUUAAUCAGAAACUUAGUAAAGAGGAGAUGAAAUGGAUUUUUGAGUUAAAUACUCUUAUUCCUUAUGGGUUAAAUUCCGAAUUUGAAAUUUGUCAUUUCCUAGAAUAAAUUAAAAUAUGAAUUUCUCCUUUAUAGAAAUUUAAAAUAAACUAAAUAAAUUAUAAUAUUAAUUCCUUCACUAUAGAACAAGGUAUAAUGGUUUGUAUAUAAUAGAUAAGUAUCAAUAUAUAAUAAUAGAAACACGAUAAAAUAAAACUGAUUAAGGUGUUUUUUUGGGGGGGGGGUUAGAUAGAUGUAUAAAUAAAUAAGAAUAUUAAAAAAGAUCAUAAAUAGGAUGUAAAAUAAUUGAUCACGUUUUUUUUCAAGAGUGAGUAAUUAAUUUGUAUUGAGAAUUCACAUAAAGAUCUGUUUGCAAACACUUUUUUUUGGAUACACUAUUGAAAAAUUUGCAACGAUAUACAAAUGUAUCUUUAUAUAUACAUUGUUGCAAGAAGUUGUAAAAAUAACUGAAUUUGUAUGUUCUGGUGAUUAACUAUAUAAAGUAUAGGUAGAUUGCAUAGAAAUAUAUUGAAGAAAUGCAUUUCAUUCAAAAGAGAGAUAAGAAAUGAUAUUGUUUAUUUUAUUGUUUUUUAGGCGAUUAGAGAAUUGAGAUAUUGGUUUAUAUUUGUUCUACUAAGAUUUUAUAUCUCCGGAUAUUUGUACAGAGUUCCUCUUUUUUCCCCCUUUUUUCGUUUGUGUGAUAUGUUUUUGAGAACACUCGAUAAGAGAGAUCAAGGUUCUGAAGCAGAAGGACACGACGGGGUUAUGGAAAACUAUGACGUAUGCGGAAGUGAACCGCAAUGAGAAAGAGGCUUGGAACACACACAGUGUCCGCCAAGGAAGUGGCAGCAUCAGUGCGCCGAAAAGAACAGCUGAAUGCUGUUCUUACAAUCAUGGACAGAGUAUAUAG
Pelobates cultripes (western spadefoot toad) is the source of this 83858-nucleotide messenger RNA. NCBI's taxonomy places the organism in Eukaryota, Metazoa, Chordata, Amphibia, Anura, Pelobatidae. The record is from the annotation of a GenBank genome assembly.